AAAGGGAAAGCAGACAAUAGUCCUGCAGAUGUCAACUGCUGUGUAGCAACAAUUUAUGCUUUGAAAGAGGACAAGUGAUAAUACUAUAUAUAGUUAUUUGAUAUGGUAACAUGGUAACAGUAACAACUGGAGGUGAAAAGACCACCUUGUGUCUCUUUUAUGUAUGAUUAAAGUAUUCUAAUUCUGAUUACAGGGUUAUAUCUUUUUCAUCAUUUCAUCAUCUUUGUUUUGGAUACAUAGUAUAAGCUGUAGUUUAGCCUCAUCAAAGUUGUACACUGUUAACUUCUGCUCAGGAAUAAAUGGAGAAAAAGAAAAGUUAUAAACUUUCCUGGCAUGUAUAUCUUCUCCUCAUAUUGAUACACAGGGUUCAUAUUUUUUUUAUUCGGAUCAGAGAAAAACAUGAAGAGUGACAUUGUUAGAAACAGAAAUAAUAAUAAUAAUAAUAAUAAUAAUCAUCAUCAUCAUCAUCAUCAUAAUAAUACAUUUUUUGUAGGUGCCUUUCAGGGCACUCAAGGACACCUUACAGGACAAUUAAAGACACAUCAGUAGGACAAAAUAAAUAAAAAACACAUCAACACAACAAAGUUUUAAAUAAAAAGUUUUAAGUCUGGACUUUGCAGCAAAACAUCAAAUGCUAGUUAGAGUAGGCCUUUCUAAAAUUAUGAGUUUUCAGGCGGGAUUUGAUUUCACAAAGGGAAAACUGGGAGCAAUUGUAACACUCAAUAUUCCCAACAGGAAUCAGGUCGUUCUUAUAACACUUGUAAAUUCUCAGUUCAAUGCCUGCUGGAAAUAAAUGGGUUCACUUCACCACAGUAGGAGGUAUAAAGGAAAAAGAGGUGAUUAGGUUGAAAAGUGUUUCUUUUUUUUCUUUGUAUCUUUCUGUAUCUGCUUUUGGGGAAGAAUAGUCUACGGUUUAGAUUGGGAUUUUAGCAUACUAUGGUUUUUGCUGUUGUUUACAAAUUGCAUGAUAUGCACUACAUCAGUGGUUCUCAAGUCCAGUCUUUGAGGCCCACUGUCCUACAUGUUUUGGAUGUUUCCCUGCUCCAACACACCUGAUUCAAAUGAUCAGCUCGUUAUCAAGCUCUGUAAUGGCUCAAUAACGAGCAAAUCAUUUGAAUCAGGUGUGUUGGAGCAUCCAAAACAUGCAGGACAGUGGGCCUCGAGGACUGGACUUGAGAACCACUGCACUAAAUCAAAUAAAUAGCCCAAAACUGCUUAUGUAGCAGGUAGUUUCAAGUAUAGCCUUGCAUCAUUUCACAUCUCUUUUUUCCCUUUUUAUUAAUUAAAAAAAACCCCAAAAGCCAUGACUGUUAAAAAAAAUCAUCCCACUGAUGCCUUUACUCAAAGCUGGUUUGGCAGAGUUGCAAAUCACUAUUCAUGUUCACCACUCAGCUUUCACUUCAUUAGAUUUUAUUUUGAAAGUUACAGCGGAAGUCUUAUCCUUUCAUUGUUAACUUUACACCGAGGGAAAACAGCCGGGCAACAGCUCCUUUCAAGAGUUGAGGACCAUGGAAGUAGCCGCCGGCUCUGCACAGAGUCUGUUCACUGAUUUUCCUCUCUGAAAUACCUGAAUACUCUUCUAAAUCAUCGCAGCCAACAAUCCCCGACAGCAGGCCGCCUAUAUGGACUUAUUAUGGUGCUGAAUUUCCCUGCAGCUCGUCGCAGAAACGGAGUUUUCUUUGGCCAAACUGGAGUAACUAUCACCCCGGAGCUGGUAAGUGAGCUCUCCUUUGUGUUGACUCUCUGCUGUGGCCCCAGUUUGCCCCCUUUACUAACACUUCAUACCUUAAGAAAUAUAAGAUCGGAGCCACUUGGUCAUUAUUUAUCACCACACCAUAAACAAACUCGCAGUAUUUACUACACUGAGAGAGGAAUCCUGCAGGUCGUGUUGAACAAGUUAUCACCACCUGUUGCGCGACGUCAGUGUUUAACCAGCCGCGAUAGAAGCGACCGCACCAAUGAUACUCAAGCAUUUCCCAUGACUGUCAGCUGUGAUUUGUUUAUUUUGCACUUGUCUUGACAUGAUGGACUGAAGCUGUGCAUGUGAAAAGUUAACCAGACUGUAAAACAUCAACACUGAAUUCCUUAAAACCUCACCAGUGUUUCGGUCUAAAGGGUGACUGUGUUGACUGACGACUUUGGGCCAAAUACCUCAAGUUUUUGGAGCCUGCGUUUGGGCCUCAGAAGAUGUAUGUUUUCAAGGUACAGAGCUCAACAAAGCCUGAAAUCACCUCAAAGAAACUAAUUUUACGGGAGGCAGCGUUACUGACCAUGAAAUCCACCAUUUCUGAAGAGAUCUUAUCCAGAUUACAGUACUUUUAAUAUCUGUUAUAGAGUUAGUAAUGGAUCAUUAAGGGGGCAGCUGGCACCUGAACCUUAAAUACUCCAGAGACCACCCUGGACCAAAUGUCAUGCAAUAUUCAGAACUUAAGUGUUGGACUCAAAGGCCAAAGCAUUUCUGAAAAAAGGACCCCAAGACCAAACUGCUUGGAGUUAUAAGGCGGCCCUGUGUAUGGGCUAACUAAUCCUUAAGGCAGGUCUGAAUGCUGCGUUCGAGUUACCUCAGAAGUCAGAAGUCCGAGCUGAAAAUGACGUCACACCCAAGUUACCAGCAUUUCAGUUACCAAGUUGGAAAAAAGCAAAAUCGGAGGCCUGAAGCAAGAUGACUACAUCUACGAAAGUUAUUUUAGCACUUGCCUUAUAUUCAGACAAGCCCAAAAAUAACUUUCGUAGAUGUAGCCAUCUUGUUUCCGCCUCCAACUUUGCUUUUUUCCGACUUGGUAACUGAAAUGCUGGUAACUCGGGUGUGACGUCAUUUUCAGCUCGCACUUCUGACUUCCGAAAUAACUCGAACGCAGCAUAACUCUAGGCUUAUAUCUGAUGUCGACGUCAUAGUAAAUAAAGACACAUUUGGGAGGAUGCUUUUCAUUUGUGAACCACUAUUGUAGCCAUGACAACCACUGACACAUUUGGCUGAAAGUCACCCUUUGGUACGGGUUGAACUUUGGGGGAGAAAAGUUUUUUUACUUAAUCUCGAUCCCGAGAACAAAGGACCCUGUUUCGUUUUACAACCUCCUUUUGUCCCAUCACCUCAAAUUCACUCUAUUUCUAUAGGGUCAACUUUGCUCUUCAUUUAGUAACAAAUUAAGGUUUGGACCAAUCAGAACCAGGUUUUUAGAUCAGCUGGGUGAUUAGGUAGAAAGUUGGUGAUAAACUCAGUUAAUUGGUAAAACAGAUUUUACAAACGUUACAGCACUGUAACUAGAAGUGGAGAGGAAAGUUGCUACAAUAGAAUAAUUAGCUCUGAACUAUCAUGUUAAACAAAUUGACCUUAUCUCCAGGAGUCUUCUAGCCUGCAGCAUCUGUUGAAGCAGUGUGAUAUUUCAGCUCAGCCCAGAAUUCCACCUUUCUGCAGUGGGAUUUUGUCGCUGGUGACUCAAAGCUCAGCUUUCCUUUGGCCCUGAAUGCCUCCAGCUCACAGAUUGGUGUGUCAUCUAUUGUUUGCUUGGUAAUUAGUCUGCUGUUCAAAAGUGGCUCCCAGGCGUUGUCAGGGUUCCCGCACUGUAAACUUACCUAUGGCCACAAGUCUCCCACAGUAUAUCUUCUUCCCUUCAGGGUUCAGUUUUCAUGAAAGAAGCAUAAAAAAGAACCAAAGCAUUUCCUGGUACCGGCCAAGACGCCGGUUUUUCAAUCUCCUCAGAAAUCUGCUAAUGUGCUUAGUGCUCAGUGUUGGGGACAAAUCAGACCAGUACUGUUUUCUUCCUCAAACCUGAGUCACAGGUCAGGAAUUCAAGAGUGUGUGGAUUCUGCAGCUUGGAUGUUGUUUCACCACCUCCUUUCAGUUCUUCCCUAAGGUUGAGGUAAGGAGUUAUGAGGUAGGCCAGGUCAAACAUAGGUGGAUAAAUGGAUAGCUGUAAAAUUAGUGUAAGGUCUUUACAUCAAAAGUGAGAAAGAUGCGUAAGAAGGAGCAGUAACAUGGAGUGUAUCAUGGGACUGUGGUCAAAGGAACUGUGCUUGCACUUUGGUAAUACACACCUCUCCUCCCAAACUCGAUGGCUGAGUUUGUUUCACUUCCAGAAACUGUGCAAGUUAUUUUAGAACUGACGUCAUAUCAAAUCUGAAGAGUCAGGGAUCAUUCAGUUCUUGCAUUAAGAGAGGGGAGUGAAGCUCUAGCCAUGAGGAGAAGUUGUCAUAGAAGCUUUGAGUUGAAAAUAAGAGUGCAGAUCUUUGGUGCUGUCCAAUACUGUAAAAUAUAAAAUAAGCUGUAUUGUUUCAAGCUUGUAGUGAAAAGGUGUCAAUGAUUUUGACAAACUUAAAGCUUUUCAAACUGAAACAACAACAGGGGAAAUUUCAGCUUCACUAAGUCAAGUGCUCAGGGCUGCUGACUUCCAGGAUUUUGAGUCAUGUCAGAAUGAGUGAGUGAACAGUGACUGGUUUUGGGUAUGACUGAGGCAACACUGUUAACUGAAGUAAGUUGGGGUGAACUCAAGAACUCUGAUACACCUUUAGACCAAGAGAAUUCAUAUUCAUCUUGUGUUGACAGUCUGGGUCUCUUCAACAGUAUUGUAAUGCAGCUGUGCUGUCGCCACACCUAUGUACUUAUAGAUGAUCCCACAACUGUAAUAAUUGCUUAAUGAUGGCGUCUCAGAGUGUCCUUUUAUAUUGUGUUGUGAUGAUGUGAAAGCACAAGAGGUAAACACACACCAAAAGAGCUCCACUUUCUCACACUUAGUGCUGUCCUGCCCUGUCUGCUCCACCUCUGUUACACCUCUUUCCUGACUUAAUUCACAUUGGUACUUGUUUCUGGUUAUAAUAAGCAUAGAUAUACAAGAUCGUAAUCUGCAAGGCAUAAUGGUUUUUAUUGUUAUUUAAUUAUUGUAAAUUAUAAGCUCAAUUUCCCCCUACCAUCAAACAGCAGACAGAGGUCUACUGUGCUAUUCAGCACACUUUACUGUAUGUUAACACAUACCUUUUGGAAACCAUGCCGACAGUAUGUUAUUUCUGAGGAGUUGAGUCUGAACCCUUGACCACAUUUUUUUAAACACAGAACCCGUUUUAGUCCACAGGAUAUUGCCCAAAACCACAGAAAUGUGGCCAGCUACCCUGACCUCCAGGGGAGAGGAACUACAAGGAAACCGGGUCAGAUCUAUUUGCUGUCGUUGUUGAGCUGGGCUUAACAUGUCUGAUGCAAAGUUCUUCAAGUAAUGAAAAUCGCUGUUGAACCAGGAUUUGUCGGAAGCACUUGAACCGAAUCAUUUAACCUUCUGACUUUUUCAUGGCUCCCUCUUUCCUCCAGUGUCACCUCCAAAUUAAAAUCCUGUUCGUAAACUGAAGAGCUUUAGAUGAGUACUUCUAUUACUCCAGCUGCAUUAAGCUUUUUGAGGUCACUAGUCCAGUUGUAAGCAGUGUCCUCUCAGUUCAAGAAGGGUUAUGGUUCAGAUCCUUGGUUGGACGGGAGUGUGCAGGUUCUGAUGCAUGUGUUGAACCUUUCUGGCAUUCUCUCUCAGUCAGUGCUUAAAGGGUUAAUUAGUGACUCUUAACUGCCCAGAGAUGUGAGUGUCUGCAUGAAUAGUUGCUUGCCUCUACUAACAGUGGACCUGUCCCGUGUGAACCCCUACCCUUGACAAUGACAUGACCGCAAAUGGGAUGACUGGUACUUGGAUAAUGGGCAUUCAUGGGUUGUACUCAUUGAUGACUCAUGAAUGAAAAGAGACGUCUGUCGCUCUCAUCAGCAUUUAGCAUUCUUUUAUCAUAGUAAAAAAAACACCCUGCACCUUUUAUUUACCCUUGUCCUGUCAAAAUGUGUUGGAAGAGCCACACAAAUGGAUCUGUUACUUUACAGUUUAAACAUGUUUUAUUCACCUGUAUUUACAUGGGACAGUAAAUAAAUAGAGUUUAAAUGAAGUUUCUCAUUGUUACAUUUUAUUUGGUAAGAAGCAUUUGUGAUUCACCCAGAAUAUUCUCACCCCACUUUUGCUAGUUUUGCUUAUAUCUGAAGGAAACUAGUACAAUUAGUUUGAAACUUCAGAAGAGAGACACCAUGGUCACUGCCAGAAGAAGACAUGACAGCUAUAUUAAAGUCUUGUCCCACUGCAGCAUUCUUGCAUUUGGGGGACUAAACAUAAUGUUCUUAGCUUUUAUUUCUGUCUUUUUAAACAGUUUUAGUGGAGAAAUAAAAAGCUGUUGUCCACAAUGCCACACAUUUCAGUGGCCUUUUUAAUAAAACCGUUAAAGAAGCAUUUAAAAAAACAAAUUGACUCUGAAAUAUCUGUGUUCUGGUGGUGCACUCUGGAGCUGAUCUGUAUUUUAGACAGCGCCCACACUGAGCAGGUAUCGGAUUGAACAGAGGAGAUUGUUUAGGAUUGGAAGUCAAACAGGAGGACUGUUAAGACCUGCCAGUUAAUCUUGAACCAGGAAAAACACUAUUUAUGGACACCCAAAUAUGCGUUAAAAUUAUUUAUCAAUGGUGAAUAUAUUGUCAACAACUGUGACACAGCUGCAUGUGAUCCAUGUCAACCACAACAGCAUACAGAGAUAAAAAGCCAAUGUGUCUCUGAUUAUUAUUGCCAGGACUGUGGAAAACAUAAAGAGUCCCAAUGGAUACUUCUUUGUUCAGUUAUUCAUUAGAGACAAAGCUGAUGAGCAAAUUUUGACAUUGUAAUGAAAAGUGGACUAUGUAAUUUUUAACAGCUGUUGUAACCUUGACAACCCCACAUCAGUCAGAAGUGAACGGUUUGUUUGCAGCACCAGUAUUGGACUUGGGAAUGAUCCAAAUCCAACCACGAGAGGAACUUUAACAGUUUACAAAACUAUGUUGUAGUUCCAACCACAACAAGUGUGAAGAUCUCUUUGAAAGUUUCCUUUUUGGUGUGAACCUAAAUAAGCUGUUUGUGACAACUCUUAACAUUUCUUUUUAAAGAUAUUCAGAGAGAGCGAACUGGUCCUGUGUUUGGCACUUGUGGUUGACUUAGUUAAUGUAGUGUAUCAUGAGGAGCAUCUUGGGUUUGAAGCUUAAUUUAGACAUUUUUUCAUGGAGGUCCACCACGCAUAGUUCAGCAUUUUUAUCUCUGUGGUGCAGACUUUGAGUCCUGGGUGUGAGUCGGGGUGUAACGUGCAGGGCAAAUGCUUUGAUAGCUGUGGCUGCAGUGAACUCCCCCGACUGUCAAUCAAGAUAUGUGUGUGCACAUGUGUGCAGUUUCACUGCAGUGUGGUUGGUUUUUCCAUGUAAUGAAGCUCUGUCCCACAAAUCAUAGACACACCCAGCUAGCGUGAGGGAAAUGUGUUACACUUAACACACUUUUAAGGAACUAAACAUAGGCUUUGUAUAAGGAAACGAAAUAGUUGCCAUCAUACUCCCCGGUCCCCAGUCCAACCACAACCCACAGGAAAUCCCAUCAGACGGCAGAGAGGCGCGCAGGAAUGGUGGAUGUUGACGGGUCAGGAGGUUCGUUUCCAGAGCUGCUGAUUCCAGCUCAGUGCCCCAGUUCACAACACAGCCUGGACUUUUGGUUUAAGGCAAGGGCAAACUCUGGAAGAAAUGCAUGUCAGGUGGUUGGGUAUCUCCUUGAAACCUUCACAACUUUGAAUUAAGGGGAGUGUAUUCAGCAGUUUUCGUUCCUCUUGCUCCACAGUUGUGUAAAACCAUUUAGAGCAGGUAUAAACAACCUAUUUCUUUCUUUCUCAUGUUUUUUUUUUUUUUUGGUUUCAAACAGUAUUUCCUUCUGCAUGAAUCUUUCUUUUUGCAGCAGCAGGGAUGAUUGUUACCCCUCUAACCUGGCCGGAGGUUAUUUCUUUUGUGCAGAAUUAUCAAAUGAUGAACAGCCUCAUGCACCCUACUGCAGUAUCCAGAGAUCUGCGAAGCUGCCCAGACCUUCUGUGUCCUCCUCAGACUUUACUGAAUGAUUUCUGUUUCGAGGAGCGUUUUAUAGAACAGUCACUUCACCCAGAAUAAAGCUGACAACAAGUCAGUGCAGCAUGUGUCUUGUUCAUUAAGCUUGGAGGAUAUUUUGACACCUCCAUCCCAGGUGCCCCUCUUUCUCUCUCGGGUAACCUUCGUAAGUAACCCCCUGCCCCCGAGGUCAAGGUCUGGAGCUGGUUUGUGUUCUGUACAUGUGGAAAGGUAAUAAAGCAGCAGGGUUAUAAUGAGGGAAACAGAGAUGACAGAUCUGUCUCUCACACACACACACACACACACACACACACACACACACACACACACACACACACACACACACACACACACACACACACACACACACACACACACACACACACACACACACACACACUGAGCCAAAUGACUUUAAACUCCUGUUGUGUUGGUAGUUUCACAAAUGAGAAAACACAAACACACAAAAGUACUUGUAAUAAUUAUUAAAGAAAGUAAAUGUAUAAUUUUUACAGAUAAAUUCCACCUGUGUCAAACCUAGAAGGCUUACUGCUGCUGCUACAUUUGUGAGGUAUGAUGAAACAAUCCAAUGUGGCUGAAAUAAAGUGUGUGAACCAAAGGUUCAAAAGUUUACAUGCCCUAACUCAACGUUCUCAGAAGACAGGCUUGGACACGUUGUAUGGGCCUCAGGCUGUGUUUGGCUGUUAGUCACUACCAAUAUUUACAUGAAAAUAUGGGCUUUAAGUUUCACUGUUACAAGGUUUUAGAGACCGGAAAGCAGUAAAAGUACAAUCUGUAUUAAUUUCCUGUACUUUGUCCUCAUUACGCAUCAGACAAACCGUUUGUUCGGUUCAAAUAUUUACCCUAUCAUAACUUGGAGAACUUCUGCUGAAUGUUUUGUCACUUUUAGGAGCAAACAGCACUAUAGUUUAACUUUUAAGAUGCUGGUUUAGCUCGUGGGUAGGGGACCCAUGUACAGGGGCUACAGUCGUCAUGGCACAGGUCAUGGGAGUACGUCACUGUCCACUCCUUUCCCCGUGUUUAUGGUCUCUCUUAAGCUGCAAUUUCAAAUUCUUAAAAAAAUCAAAUAAAUAUUGCAGUGAUUCAACUCUCUUCAUUGAUUGGUCAGCUUUGGAAAGAUGUAAAACAACAGGUAGAUAUUUUCUGGCUACUUUUUCUUUCUUUGCGAACACAAAUACUUGUGUUAUGUCAUCAAGUGUUACACAAUGAACACUUAAAGGGAUGAAUUGUUUGUAAAUCCUUGUGAUUAAUUUGGCUACUACAAACUCAUUCAUAACACUCAGGGAUCUUGGAUGCAGAUCAAGCGCUCAGUGGGAAGCAGCCCAAAGGAGGCUAUUACAGCAGGCUUUAACACAGCGAUACAGAAGGGCUUGUCUGAAUGGGAGUAGAAUAAGUUUGUUCAUAAUCAAACAGCCUGACGUAUAAUCCAGAUUGUUUGGACAUUUCACUCAGCUCCAGGAACACCAGCUGUCAAAAUGCUGCGUUAUUACACUCCCAUAAACACUGAAACUCCAUGAGAAAGCACAAUGAACCUCAAAGGGACAAGAGCAGCUGAAUCAACAGCAGAAAGGAGAGGCAAUGACUUUUAUUCACACCCCAGGUUAGCGGAAACUGACUGAAUCAAACAGCAACACUCACACUUAAUACAUCUUCACAGCUGUUGGUGGGAAAACAUUUCUCUGUGGAAAUGUCACAACCUUUGUGUGAGGGCAGGUCAAGACUGUAUGAGUUAAUUAGCUCUAUUGAAAUGCCUACUUUAAUAGCCAGUGAUGACAUGAAAAGGCAUGCAGUUUGUCCGACUUCCCGUAAAAUGAAACAACAGAGAGGUUUAAUCGGUAUGAGGCGGCUCAGACGUAAGCUUUCUCGCUCUUAUAGAUUAACUCACCAGAGAAAAGUAGAAACCCAAACUCACACAUUGUGUCAGUGUUUCUUAAGAGUCUAACUGUAAAUACAGCUUAGCUGCUGUGGAACAAAUAUGAGCAUUCAGCUACACAUUGUUUGAAUGUGUCUCCCAGGACUAAGCUGCUAACCCCCCUAUGUCUAGACACCCCUCAUACUUAUCCUUAUUUCACAGUUUAAGACUGAAGCGUUCCCCCUGAAGGUCAGUGGGACUUGAGCUGUUGGCUUUUAAACUGAACUGGCAUGUAAGUUUAAAAAUCAGAUUUUUCUUUUAGCUAUAUUUUGGGUUGAGUGUUUUUUAAUCAACAUUUUGGGUGAGAAAAGAGUCAAAGUCAAAGUCUGGUUAACUCCUGAUUUUUGACCAAAUGUGGGAUUAGCUUUUAUAGUUAUCAUGCAACCGCAGGGCUUAACAGCAACUUUUUUUAGAAGUAGCACAUUUGCUACUAAGUUGAAAAAGUAAGAAGUACUCAAAGAACUUAAGGGGCACAAUAAAAAUUGAUCAAAUAAUGUGUGUCUUAUUGGUCGACAUAAGUACUAUUAUUUGAAAUCAAUCUUAGGUCAAUUGGUCAAAUGUAGUGGAAGCUAUUGAAGAAAAUGUUCAGAAUUUGCCUUUAAAGUUAACACAAACAUUUUUAGAGGAGAAAUUAGAGAAAUAAAGAAUGUGUCUUAUCGUCCAAUCUUAUUGCUAUGAUUUGAAAUCAAUUUUAGAUUAAUUGGUUAAAUGACAUGGAAGCUAUUGAAGGAAAACAGCCUUUUUUGAGAACAUCAACAAGUAAUUUAUUGAUGGUCCCUUAUUCAACACCCGACGUUGACAGCGAGGGUGCCGAGUAGAUUUAACCGUGCAGCUGUUGCCAUUCCCGGUAAUAGAGCGAGAAGACGCCAGUAGAUCCUCAGUGAAUGUCUAUCAGGUAUCUAAUCCAAAAAGUAACUUCACCGGGGUGUAAAUUUAACUGUGCUGCUCCUGCAAUUCCUGGUUAUGGAGAGUGAGAAGACACCGGUAGAACACCGGUGCAUGUCUGUCGAAUAUCCAACCUAAAACUAACUUUGCCGUGGUAUUUACAUGAAAAAACAUUUGUUACCUCGGCUGAUUUUUUUUUAUGCACACAUGCCACUAAAUACAUUUUACAAUUUGCACACAUCUAUUUUUAGUCGCAAAUGCAAGUGAGCCCUGACCUGUAAUGUUUUUUUCUUUGUUGACAUAUCUGGUUGUUAUGUGAUCAAUUUUUACAGUUUACGGUUUCAUCUUGUUCACUAUUGCAUAACAAAGAGUUUGUGGACUCAGCAGCGGAAGUGAAAACAUUGUUUUAUGCAAUUGCGGUUUAUCUGGUCUUGAUGCCGUAGUAGCUUACAUAACUCGAUGUCUCCAUGAUGGAGCCAAAUAAAACAACUAUGUGAAAAAAAAAUAGAUUUUAACCAAACCCAAGCAAAGAAUCACGUAUUUAUUGAUUCUUAAAGGUAGGGUUGGUAAUCUCGGCAAACUAGCAUGAAUUUGAAUGUAGCAUCUCCUCGGGACUUCGCCUAGCCCCUCCCCCCUCCCCUUGGAGCUCCUCCAAAACAACGCCGCCGCUCACAUGCACGAGCGCUGCUGUCUGCUGAUUCAAAACCACAGACUCAAAACUGAAUUGGGAAGUCUUCUCUCUGUCGCUUAAAAGCUGUCCCAGUGGUAACUUUAGUUUUCACUUUUGCUUUCUCCAAACUCUGUCUUGUUUCAGCCCUCUCUGCCUCCGUGUUUCUUUUCUUGCUCUUUUUUGCAGGAGGAGCGGUCACCAUUAAUCUUGGUAUAUGUAGUUUCUCUGCCAUUCUCCAGUGUAGCUGUACUCCUCUCAGCACAUUGAAUCAGGGCCAGUGCACGCUGGCGACAUGUACCCACAGCAGACGAGCAUGGGGUUUGAUUUAAAAAUUAAAAAAUGUUGGACCCACACGAUUUCGCUCUUUUUUAAGAACCCAUCAUGUAUUGAUUGCCAUUGGACAUAAAGAUCAUUUUAACCAGAAUAACAAAAAGUGUAUCUAAAUCAGAUUACCAACCCUACCUUUAAUUCAUUAAUUUCUAAUAGAGUGGUGUAUUUGGUGCUAAUUUCAAAUGCUGCCGUCCUCAUGCUUUGUUUGAAAUUUGCUUCCCCUCCUUCUUCAGAAUUAACAGGAGAAAAAAUGGAUUAUUCAAAACCCAGUGUUGGAUUUAGUUCAGUUGCAGCUUAUUUUUAUAAAUUCUGAAAGAGCUUAAUUAUGAGACCAUUUGUAAUCUCCUGAAAUCUCAGAUUUUCAGUGCAAACAUGUUGAAGCAGAGUUGGGGUCACUCUGGUACAACUUCACCUUCUUCCAAAGUGCAUGGAGGAGGAAUAAAAGUUGAAAGAGUCAAAACUUCAUUCAGACCAAAGUCUAGAAACAAAGUAAGAGAUUAGCUGCAUCCCCCUUUUUAAAGAGCCUUUUUUACAACAUGGAUAAUCACAUCAUAGUUCUUGGUAUUACCCAGUCCCCUUACCAUAAUACUUCAGACGGACCUGUAUCUCUUAGAAACUUUGCCUGAGUUUUCAAAAGAGUUAAGAUGGUAGGUCAGUGGACGUGACUGAAUUCUCUUCAUCAUACAGGAACAAAACUGCAGAUAGCUGGUAUCUCCAGCUGGUCUCAGCAAAUCUUCUCCUCACUCAGAAGACUAUCGAAACAUGGAGUUUCCUUUUGCUGCCAUUAGGAUCAUAUGGAGACACAGUUUUUGAGUCAUGUUUUAUAAAGAAAAUAUUGAAACCACAAGUCCCGAAGUGUCUCUGAUGUUUUCAAUGUGAUGAUAAUAGAGUGGCAUAUCAUAAUGAUUCACUGUCCAUCUGGGCUUUGAUAAUAAUCCAGCUGUGUAGCAGACAUAGCAUUGUUUUGUCUUAACACACACACACACACACACACACACACACACACACACACACACACACACACACACACACACACACUUAGUUGGUCAGUGGUAGACAACUGGCAGUACAGUGUUUAUUUUUCUUGCACUGGAAACCACAGGGGCCUUCCUGCUUACCAGGCCUGGACUGUGAAUCACUCACACACUUGCUGUCACACUACUGAACAGUCACAAGUUGUGCUCUGACCAAAACAACCGUGAAAAGCCUACAGCACUUCUUUGUUUUAAAAAGAGGAGGGGGGUUGGCCUAGCGGAGCCCCUCUAGAGAGGUGAAGAGGAAAAGGGGAGCAGUGAGAGAAACAGAGACAAAACAGAAGUUGCGCCAUUUCUGUCACUCUGGUUUUCUUUCCAAGAACUAAACCUGUUCCUCCCUCUGUUUCUCAGCCCUGCAUGCACACACACGCUAGCUGAAAACAGAAAUCUAAUCCAGUAAUUUCCUCCUUAGCCCAAACCCUGGAAGCCUUGUAGCUAUUCUGUGAAUGUGUUUACAUUCACCUUGACUGUAGAAACCUAAUUAUCUACUUUCAUAGACUUUGUUUUCAUCAGGCGACUCUCAACAUUUAAUUCCCUUAAACCAGUUUAGAAAUAAAUGCACCUCAGCUGUUUGGAAAGUGAAAUGGGAUUACUGUAGAUUAAGUUGCUGGAGUUGCUGGACUACUGUGUCAAUAGUCCAUACUGAGUCUAAAUAGUAUGUAACUUUUUAAAUAACGUUUUUGUCUGUUCUAUCCUCUGAUCAGGAACAAGCAUUGAUUUGGUUCAGUUUGUAUCAGUUUCAAGCAUUUUGUAAAAUACUGUCAUCCGUAAAUUUCUGACCUCUUAUCAAGAAAGCAGUAAGUUAAAGAAAGGGGGUCGCCCAAAACCAGUCCAGAUGGCCAGUGUGUGUCAGAGGAGGGAUUUUAUAUACACAGGGCUUCUUGAUUAUGGCAAAAACUGUAAUAUUGGUUAUUUUGACCGAUAUUGACAUCAGGAUUAUUGAAAAUGAAAACCCAUGAAUUGGACUCAUUUAUGCAACUUAUAACCCCUUAAAACGUACAAACUCUCUCUCUUUUCACCUUGACAGUUGUUAGCACUUGUGUUCGCUUACCCUCUUACUUUGUCCUUUGGCUUUUCAGACACCCACAGAAACACACACCUGCCUCCUCCUGUUCCUCUCCCUGCACUCCUCUCUCCACCUGUCGCUGCCUGAUAGCUUGCACCACCAAUGCACAACACAUUGAAGAUUCAGCGAUCCACCGUCAAAUUUUUAUGACUGUGGUGGGCCAACAUCAUAAUCAAAUUCGAAAUCCAAUCAAUCGCCCAGUUCAAAUGCACAUGAUAUCAGACAAGCUACUCAUGAGGCCUGACAUAUGGCCCACCUUUGGGGUUGCUGGCCUCCCUCAGACUAAAUACACAUGUGUUGGUUCACUAGAUAUGCUUGGAAAACCUCUGGGUACAUUUAGAGAUGAGAUCAAAUGCCAGAAACACCUAAAGAUGUCAAGAGGAGGCUUAGAGUUCCCUUACAGAUGUUUGCCGGGGACUCUUGAAGUGAAUCAAGCUUUCUUUCAAAUCUGUUGAAGUUACUUGCACGUGCAGUAUUGUUCUUUCAACCAUAACCCAAAGACGUGGCUCGAAACUUUGAUCAGUAGACCAGUAAAUUAGGAACAUCUCAAGUUCGACCCCUUCUCGACCGAGAAAACACUGACACUGCUAGUUACAGAAUCUACAAUAAGGAACAGACUUUAAAGAAAACUCAACUUUAAAAAAACUAGGAUUUCUCAAUCAAAAUAGUGAAAGUGUACAUUCUGCUUUUAUUCAGUUCUUUAAGAAGCUAGGACAAGUUUCUGAUGCACAGUCAAUAUCUUUUCAAGGAUUCAGGGGAGACAAUGAGUCUGUUUACUUGUUACAGUGCACUUAAUCCCAUUUAACCUUUAGUUUAACUGUUAGGGUUUGAGCUCCUUAAUAGUGAUAUUUAAUCAGUUAUGGUGUGAUAAUGCCAUAAAUACUGUUCAGCAGCAGGUAAAUAGAAGGUUAAGUUUAAUUCAGUAUGGAAGCAGUUGGCCUUGUGUAAUUUUAGACACAUGGUGGUCAGUGCUCAGAUUGGGCUGGAUAACAAACGUGUGUCUUCUCCUCAGUGUUCCUGGAGAGCUGAUUUUCCUCCCCUACUAGAUCUGGAGCACCUGGGCCCACUGCUCCAAAUCCAGCUCUUUGAAACGUCUCCCUUUCUUUCUUUUUUUCCACCUGGACAGCGUCUGCACAAAUUUGUUUCAGUUUAGAUUCUGUCUAAGUGCACUUCUUCACUUUGUUCACACACCCACAUGCACACGUUUAAUGCUACAGACUUCAGACACAUUAUUAUUGUCUAGGGGGGGGAAUCACUAGUGGCCCCACGAGAUGAUAUUAUCACGAUACUUGGGCCACGAUACAACAUUAUUACAUUUUUUAACAUUUUGCAAUAUAGUGAGUAUUGCGAUGCAAGUUAUUGUGAUUUAUACAAAUUUUUCAACUGUUUCGCUAAUUUAGCAUUUGACUUUCCCUAAAGUUUGUCUUAGUUAUGCACUAUUUUAUUUUCAUGUAGCACAUCUUGCAAACCUCAUGUGUCAGGUCCAUCUCAUUUGUGUCCCGCUUGCCUUCCUAAUGUCUUUUCCCAGGUGCUGUUGUAUUUGUUGCACGAACUUUCUCCUGCUCUUCGAUGUAUCCUCUGUCAACCUCACUGGACAAACAGCAGAUUUUAUUUUUCCAUUAUCAUAGAUUUGACUUCAAUUUGAAAAAUCGAUACUUGAUCAAUGAGAUGAUACGAUAUACCACCAGACGAAAUAUCGCGCUUCUUUGCUGUAUCGAUUUUUUCCCCCACCCUUAUUAUUGUCACCCUUCAAACGAUUUAACUUAAUUUUGUGAUAAAUAAUUAAUUUACUUUGACAUCUCAUGCUGCCUCUCGUCCUCUGUUAUAACCUGGGCGCUGGUGCUCUGAGAGUAACAGAGACUCGACGUGCUCACUGUGUGAUGACAAACACUAAGCCACACAUUCCUUUCCCCACUGUGCCGGCUCCCUUAUUAACUCAUACCCAGAUUUGGCUCUACUGCUACUUCUGUUGCUGCCAGAAUAUCAUCAAGAGGGCACUGCCCCAACUCUGUUUUUGUACUGUUCUACAUAAUGUUUUAAUCCAUAGCAGCAUAUUUGGCUCUGUCAAAGGAAAACCUGCAUCCUUAAUUUUUACAGGUGCAGAUUUCUUAAACCUUCAUGAGCGUGCAUCCUCUAGGAAAUAUUCUUCGGAUCAGUGUAUGGCACAUAUUCAACGUAUUUGGAUCUUAUCCAAAGUCCUAGCCUGCAUGUGUGCUGAACAUGCUCAGAGCACGUAUCUGGCUCUUGGAUCAAAAGCAUUCCUGCAGGAACCAAACAGCAAAAGAUUUGUCCAGCAGGUUUCCUCUGAGUGUCUCAAAGUCGCACAGUAAACACUGCAGUCUGUCCAACAAUAGCUCUGAGAUUUAUGCCUCCACAAUGGUCCUCGGUCUCUGUGUUGUUGUUGUUGAUGUGUCUGUGGACAGGAAUGUAAGGUCCACAAAUGGAUGCUGGUGUUUUUUUUCCUUCCCCAUGUGUCUGUCUUCAAUGGGAGGUCUGGGAGGUGUUUGCAUGCCUCCACACAGCUGGCUUAUAUCAACUGCUGAAACAAAACCCAAAGCAACAUCUAGGUCAAGCGUGCCUGUGGAUAUGUGAACAUGUGUUAGUCCUCGGUUUCGUGAGAGAACCACAAUGAGUGGGCUUCGGUAGUAGUCAUUGUUUUGAGUGAAAUGACUGUCAGAGCCGCAGCCAAGAGAAAAAGAGAUUCUUGUUGCUGGAUGUCAGAUGGUCUUAUAAUGGUUCUUUUAAAAAUGGAAGACUAUAUAUAUUCAGAGGAUUUCAACCAAUUUCACAAACAAAAGUGUAUCUGCUCUGAAGUCAUCUUCUGUUUAUUUACACUGUACAGUAUAUCCUCAAAUACAGUCUUAUACCUUUUACGCGAAACUGACACAUUGGUAAGUGAGUCAUUUUAAACUCAUGCUGUCAAAGCAAAUGUUAAAAUCUACUCUUUGGAAAACGAAACUCUGAAAAUUAUGCAACCAAGGAAAAUAUGGAGUGAUGAGUCAGCAUCAUCCCGUCUGAAGUGAAGUCACAAACUUUGUUUGCGAGUUCACAUGUUGCAAAUCAGAGAGAAACAUAUUUAUUUAUUUAGACUCAUGUUGAUGAUCAUGGAUCUUUGCUUGUUUUAUGUAUUGACUCUUGAGGGAAUGAUCAGUUUCUGAACUGAAAAAAGCUCCACUUUGUAAACCAGCUACACUCAACUUUUAUUGCUUCAUUGUUAAGUGUUAAGCGGGUAAUGCUAUGAUCACAAAUUGCCUAAUAAGAAAAGUCAAAGUGUUUAAAACCCAUGAAAUUGAUCAGCAUUGGGAUGAAAUUUACUCAAUUUGCUGUUGGAUUUCCACCGAAAGCCUCUUUCCGCUGUCUUUCAAUCAUAUCAUGUGAUCUAAACCAGCAAAAAGAGACUCCCCAGUUGCUUAAAUUUGGCUUGAACUGUCUAUUUUAUUGUUGGUUCAAAGAAACAAUGAAAGAAAAUGGGGCUAAAUUCAGAGAUGUUUGUGAUCAAAACUCACUGAAGCAGCUUUUAAGAAAAUUCUGACAUUCACCAAAGAUUUCCUAUGAGAUUUUUUCUUUGUUCAAAACAAAAUGAAAAAAAAAAAAAAAUCAUUUGCUUGCUCUUAAGAACAUUUAAGUGCCAAUAUGCUGAUCAAAGUGAUUGGAUAUUAUGUUUUUAUUUAUUUAUUAUUUUUUGUAUUAGAAAAAGUUUGAAAUCUUGUCAACCAUAACUGUGAUAAUAUCUGAAAGUUACAAUAAAUUAGAUUCUGAAAUAAGAAUUCUGGUAAAAAGAAUAAAAAUGUAAAGAAUCAGGUUCAUAAGCUAGGCGUGCAGUCUUAACAUUAAUUAUUUAACUGAUAUUCACAAGCUUAAAGCUCCAAUAAAGACUUUUUGUUUGUGUCGAUUAUUGCGCCCCCUGUGGACAAACCAGUCUCUGCUCAACUUGUCCUCUACAUGCUGAGGUAAAGUCUUCUGACCAAAAGUCUCCUCACUCUGACUUUUUACUGUGAAAUUUAUAAUUUAUUUGGUAUAUUUUAUGCAGAUUAUGUAAAAAUUGGGCUGCUUCUUUAGCUGGUGACCAACACAUACCCCCUUACUCCCAGUUCAGGCAAAAAGAGUUUCAGUCUAUUUAAUAAAUGUCAAAAUGUUCCUUAUAUGAGCUUUAAAUAAGGUAAUAAUAUAGGCAGCGACCUAAACAACAUCAGUAACCUGCCGUUGUGCUCGAUGUGUUACAGCGGCAGCGCGCCCUUCCUAAGAACACCUUCAGCAGCUUCAUGAAUCUGACUCCGACUUCUCCUGGUAACCCAAAUUUAAGAAAAAUAUGAAGAUUGUAAAGGUGGCCUUUUUCUAACAACAUCACAGCUAAAGUCAAUCACAGCAAAUAAAAUACUGGAACAACCACAGCUGAUCACAGUCAGUGUACCCUGAAUUGAUGAAGUUUACCACCUUAGACAAAAGUACACUGGAUUUAUUGAUACACCGGUCCUCAAUAGUGACCUUGUGUUAAGCUGUGUUGAAGAAAUUGUGCUUCAUUUAAGAACAAUAACUACAUGACUCAUAACAGUCAUUUAUGUUGUGUUUGCUUUUCCAGACACAAAGUAACAAGAAUAACUCAUAGGAUUUGUCGUUGUUUGACUGUUGUAGGUCAGAGUCUAUUUUCUGUUUAUUCCUUGUGUGUGAAUAAACUGUCUGUGUGGCUUGGACCCAUAACGGUCAGAUCUUGACAGAUCUUGAAUGCAAAAAAAAAUCAAACCUCCUUCUUUUGUGUUUGUUUGUUUGUGUUGCUUAAAUCUUCUUAUUUUUGCAGACAGGUCAGCAGAGACUUUGACGGAGAGGGCGCUACAUCAUAUGUCAACAUGCCCACAAGUCCCAUCGGUCCGUCCUGCAAGGAGGAGAGGAAGGGCAGCUUCUUCAAGGUACAUAACACACAAACAAGAACACAGAUUCACAAACAGAUCUGUAAAGAUAGUAGGUUUCAGCCAGUCUAGUUCAUCCUGAUUGUUGCUGUUGAGAUACCAGGUUGGAGAUGUGGGUGUGGGGCAGCAAGUCUCAAAGUUACAGGCUAAUACCUGGAGAAGAUUAAAGAGGAGGAGAAGAGAGGAGGAGCUGAGUGUAGCUCUGUAGUUUUAAGCCGUUUCAUCUCUGCUUGGAGAGCCAGAGCUCAGUUUCACCAGAAUGGACUUUUUAACAGAUAUAUUUUAAGGAAGAUGUGGACUCUCUUUGUUCACUCAGGAAAUUCUGAUCAUAUUUUACGAGAUAAUGUCAGGGGUGCAUGAGAAGACAAAUCUGCAAUGCUUCUCUGUAUUUCAAAAACAGAAACACUUGGACUGACAGGAACUCUUGGUGACUGCGGAGAUUAUGUCAGGUGUAUUAAGGCCGGUUUUAUUCUGACUGAUUUAUCAGUAAAUUCUUCAUGAUUUGUAUGAAAUAUUCAAAUCAAGUGAAAACCUGUUAUUACAUACUGUUUCUGUAUGUACUGUAUGGGGCAUACAACUGCAGGAUCUAAAGGUUUUACAUUACUUUGUCAUUUCCUGUUCCUCAGAGCAAAAAUGUAGUUUGUAGUAAGGCUGCAUGAUGAGGGAUUGGGCUGGGAUGGAUUUGGGUAUUCUUUUCCUGAACCUGAAAUCACAUUUUAAACAAACUACAUUUUUUACUUUACAAUAACAGAGUGGCAUUUCAACCUAACAAAACAUAUGAAAUGGAAAAAACAAAUAAAACCAUUUUCAAAUAGUUAGUGAGGAUCUCCGCCUCAUCCUGAAAUCACAUUUAACACAUAUUACAGUUCAACCUUACAAAAACAGAGUGGCAUUUCCACCACAUAAAACACAUAAAAUGAAAACGAACAAUAAUAAUAAUAAUAAAAAAUUUUUCAACUAUUUGGUAAGGACCACAACAACACCACAUAAAACUAAUAAGGACCACAACAACACCACAUAAAACUAAUAAAAUGCAAAACAAAUAAAAACUUUUCCAACUAUUUGAUGAGGAUCUUUUCCUGAACCUGAAAUCACAUUUUAAACAAACUACAUUUUUAACUUUAAAGAACAUAGUGGCAUUUCAACCAAACAAAACACAUGAAAUGCAAAAAACAAAUAAAACCGUUUUCAAAUAGUUAGUGAGGAUCUCUGCCUCAUCCUGAAAUCACAUAUAACACACAUAACAGUUUAGCCUUACAAAAACAGAGUGGCAUUUCCACCACAUAAAACACAUAAAAUGAAAACGAACAAUAAUAAUAAUAAUAAAAACUUUUUCAACUAUUUGCUAAGGACCACAACAACACCACAUAAAACUAAUAAAAUGCAAAACAAAUAAAAACUUUUCCAACUAUUUGAUGACGAUCUUUUCCUGAACCCGAAAUUUCUAUUUUACACAAACUACAUUUUUAACUUUAAAGAACAUAGUGGCAUUUCAACCUAACAAAACACAUGAAAUGGAAAAAACAAAUAAAACCAUUUUCAAAUAGUUAGUGAGGAUCUCUGCCUCAUCCUGAAAUCACAUUUUACACAAAUGACUGUUUCACCUUUCAAUGUCACCACAUUUUGGUGCCACACAAUGUGGCAUUUUCACCACAUAAAUUGCAAAAAACAAAUAAAAGCUUUUUUAAACAUUUGGUGAGGAUCUCUUCCUGAUCCCAAAAACACGUCUCAAGGCCCUGGUGAAGAAACUCUUCACUCGUUUUAGUGGGCCCUUUCUGCGUACUUCAGAGGCUUGAGUCUCAGUUGGAGGCCUUAGUUGUUCGUUGGCCUCCUCCAUGUUUUCCUCAACUGAAAUAAUGUCUGAGAGGACUGGUUCUUCAGGAGUUCCCUCUGUGUUGGGUUCGUCGUCCUCCGCAUCAUCAAUACUGAGGACAUCAUCUGAACUCUCAGGUGUCACCAGACUCAUCUUAUUAAACGCAUCCUCCAAACUAAAGUGAAACAUGAAAAUUAGUUUUCAAAUCAUUUGACAUCCAGGCAAAGAUCUCUGCGACCAGAAGACUGUCACUUACUACAUGCUUGAGUUCGCCUCCUCCAAAUUGUCAAUACUGAGGACCUCAUCUGAACUCUCAGAUGCCACCAGACUCAUCUUUUUAAACGCGUCCUCCACACUAAAGUGAAACAUGAAAAUUAGUUUUCAAAUCAUUUGACAUCCAGGCAAAGAUCUCUGCGACAAGAAGACUGUCACUUACUACAUGCUUGAGUUCGCCUCCUCCCCCAGAUGGAUCAUCGUAAUAAAUGGGUGGUUUAGGGCUUCUUCUGGAGUCAGUCUCUUAUCAGGGUCAGUGCAGAGGAGACCGGUCAGGAGGCUUACAUAUGCUCUCCCAUCCUCUACCUCGAUGAGCUCCUUUACAUCUUGGAGGAGCUACAAUAGAAACAAAUGACAGAGAUUUGACUUUAUUAGCUCAUUGUCUCUGAAAUGAAUCAGUAUUUAUUCUCUCUACUCAUUCAAAUGUCUCACUUACUGUAACUAUAUCAUCAAGUUUGCGUAUAGGCGUCUCACUCUUUUUAAACCCAAGUGACCCUGUAUAUUCCAUUGGAGUCUACAGGAAUAAAACACAGAGUGCACGUCAGAUACUCAGUCCUGAAAUCAGUUUGUAGAAGAAAAAUCUGCCUAGGUUACAUCUUAGGAACAGAGUAAAAAUACCUUCAGCCACCACUUCUUAGGCAAGUGCCAAUUUGCCUUAAAAAAUGUGUUGGUGUAAAUCCCGGCAUCGAGCACAUGCUCAUCAGGCUGUCCAAUAAUAUCCACUAUGUUCAUCAUCUAGGACCAAACACAAAGAAGCACUCUACAUCAGGUCUCUGGUUGAGUUUGGACUUUUUGAGUGAUCAAAUAACAAUGAAAGGAGUUACUUACCUUCCUGUACUCACAACCUGACCCAAAAAGAUGGCGGGCAAGAAACAGCUCUGCCAGUACACACCCAAGACUCCACAUAUCAAUGGCCUCUGUCAAAGGGAGGCCGAGGAUCACUUCCGGGGCUCUGUUUGGAAAUGACAGGUUAGUUCACAUACGUGUGAGAUAAUAACCUCUAUCUGAUCAGCUGAAACAUCAGUGAGAGGAUGAGCUCUGAAGGUUGACUUACCUGUAGCCAAGAGCCUGUACAGUCAGUCCAGUACCAACUUCACUCUUAUGUCGCGCAAAGCCAAAAUCAAUCAGCUUCACCCUGAAAGGCUGGUUCUCCUGGUCGAUUAGCAUGACGUUAUCAAGCUUUAAGUCAGUGUGGAUAACACUAAUGCCUUUCAGGGCGACAAAAGCUAUGAGCAGCUGCAGAAAGAAAGAAUAAAAAAAUGAAGAGGAUUACAGCAAACAAGUGUGCAGGAGUUUACAGAUCAGAGCAGAUGUGCUGUAUGUUUUUUCCUCUAUUUGUAUAUAGUUCAAUUCUGUAUUACUUCCAAUUAUUUAUUGAUAUGCUGGCUGCUAGGUCUUUACCUGCUGUGCGAUGGGUCGGAUCUCGUUGAGCGACAGAGGUUUGUACUGUCGGUCUCUCAAAAGCUGAUGCAGGUUUUUGUCCAGCAUUUCGAAAGCCAAACAGGUAUGACCUUCGUGCUCAAACGACUCAUAAAAAGUCACGAUAUUUGAAGCGACUGGGUCAAGUGUGAGGAUCGCCUCCAGCAUCUUGAGCUGUUAAAAAGAAAAGUUAAAUCAGUACAGCUGCACAAAAAAUGCCAAAAUUCAAAGGCAUGAUUAUCGAAUAGAUUUAAAGGAUCUCUACCUCUCUAUCUGAUGAUCUCCAGUCCUCCCUGCUCACAAUCUUUACAGCAACUUUCUCCAUUGUGGUCAAGUUCACACAUCUUGCAACUUCUCCAAGACAUCCUCUGCCAAUAAAAUCUCGCACAAGGUAAUGGCCAGUGCUACUGUAGAUGGUUUCAGAUGGUCGCACUAACAUUUCCGAUCUUGAACUCAUUUCAAAAAAUCCUCCAAACAAUUCUCAAUGUUGAAAGGGUUAUCAAAACAAGCACCAAGCAGUACAAAACUCUCCAAACAAUUUUCUGCUCUCUCCAAAGGUUCGCCAAUAUCUCAACUCAAAUAUCUCGAAGGGGGGUCUUCAACUAACGCCGUCAGUGAAUAGUGUUCGAGUGAAAGUCUCAUGGAUCGUGGACCUAGUUAUAGGCUAAAUGAAGGAUUUUAAAUAUCAACACUCUAAACUCAUUUUUAAAUCAACACCGAACCAAACAGUUUCAUCCUACAGCCGUUUCCAUGACGAUAAACCAAACACUCUCCACUACUUCCAAUAGAAUGAUGCAGUAUAAAACUUUGGAUAUUAUUUUUUAAUUAUAAAUAAUAUACCUCCAUAAACCUACAACAUCUUAGCCUGGCUGGGCCAUCCUGUUGCGUGAGUCACUUGCCGCAACAGGAUGGCCCAGCCAGGCUAGCAACAUCUACCUUUAAAUAACUGUAACAAAUUCACGUGAUCGCUCUUUGUGAUCUCCACUAGACUGAAAUACUGAUAAUACACCAAAAAAAAAACCACAGACUGUGUAGUAUUUUUGAAAUCCUGCACGUGCUGCAAACAUGAAGAUGUGUGAGAAGCAGCCAGCAAGAAACUUAAAUUUUGUAGGCUGGUGAAAUUACAGAAUUACACAAAAAAACAUUACACAAUUACAGAAAAAUAAAACAAUUCAUUAAACAGGAAGUAGUAUUUUGAAGGCUUGAAAAUACUUGUAGAGUCACCAAAUGUAGUACAUGUGGAAAUUGUGGAGCAAUGACAUAUUUUCUAGUCUUGCUUUUAACUAAAUUGAGUCGGGACAAAACACUCCCUAAAAAACUUUUUUGAGAAUGCACAAUUUAUUGAUUAGAGUUAUUUAUUACUGUAGAGAACGGUCUUAGCUAUUUAACCCCGUAAAGGAACAGGCUCUAAAUAUUUUUUUUUUUUCUAUAAAUUCACGUUUCCCUUAGAUAGUGGAUUUGUGUCAACUCCAUCAGACACACUAAAAAGAAUAUAAUUUUCAUAAUUCUAGUUCAACAAGAAUCUAAAGUUCUGAUGUAUGUUGUAAUAGUGUUUAGUUACUCUGAUAUGCCAUGAAAUAUAAUAUAUAAACCUAAUAUGUGAUUUCACACUAUUUUGAAAACCAAGAUUUCUUAAUAGUUGCAUUUUCAAACUUUGUUUUUAAUUUUUAUAUUAUAAAAACAAUUUCCGUAAGUAAAUAAGAGACAAGAGGAUGUAGAGCCAAUGCUUCUUUAUUACUUAAUCAAUAUAAACUGAAGAAACAAUUUGUUUUUUCUUCAAAAAUUAAGAAAAACAUACAUCUGACGGUGUUGACGAACAUCUGACGGUGUUGACGAGAAACUGACGGAGUUGAUGACAUUGCAUAUGUUAUUGAACAAAUGUGUUUUUAAACCGAUUGACGAUAGAUCAAUAGGUGACAAUAGAUUGAGAACUAAUAACUAGGCCUGGGCUGACUGUCAGUGCAGCAGAUCUGAUCAGAGACUCUGAUCAGACUCUAUACUGUUGAAGUCUCUGUUACUGUUUUUCCCCAGCCUGCUUUGAUUAGAGGCUUUCCUAAAACACAUGUGCAACCACACCUCACAGCAGAGACAGGGGAAAAAUCAGCUGUAUAUCACUUUUUAUGGAAGUAUAAAUCAGGCACUCUAAGAAUAUGCAGUCCUGCCAAAAACAGUGGGAUAACAUAGGAUCAGCUAGAGCUUUUUGGGCUGAGCCAGACUUCCCUUUCUGAUCAGAGACCAGGUCAUCUUCCAUGCAUUUCAAAAUGCCUUUUCUAAUGAAUGCUUCUUUGAAUGAAUGAUUUUGACCUUAUCACACAGGCAGUGACACCUCCCACACAUCUGCUCUUGACUGUAAUUUAGGUUUCAGAGGAGGCCAGAUGGAAGGUGGAGGAGAAAAGAGAGCUAAAAAUAGAAGACUGGAGGUCAGGGAGAAACCUCACAGUACAGAAAUUUAGGAGACAGUGCUCUGAUGGAGGUAUAAGUAAGGACUGUUCUGUUGAGUCUUGUAUCUAAUUAUGGGCUGCUGCAUAUGGUAUAGACUGUGGAGAGUAUUUAUAUGCUUACUGAGCAAAAUCAUAAGAAAAAUUCAACUUUAGAGUUACUUAUAAAAAGAACAGUCACAUAGAGGGCAGCUAGUCCCACAGCCUAUCUGUAUAGUUUGAAAUGUAUAUAUCCUUUUAUUGUGUGACAAAUAACACAUGAAUGAUGACAAUGAUCACUGUUCUCAUCACACCUUUAAAAAAGAUGUUUACAAAGUGCUUUCACUAGCCCUGUUUAUAUGGGUAGUUUUCCUCAAUCUGAUUGAAAUCAAUCAGAUUAAGUGAAUGCACAGAAGGUCACUCUGCCACUACCUGCAAAUGUGUAAGAGAAGUAAAGGUGCACUUCCUGCUUCCUGUUUACCUGUAGAAGGAUCCGCGUCGUGUUUUGUUGGGGACGCUUAUUGUUUUGUGGUUACAUUUAUUUGCGGUACAAGUUUGUCUCCUCCACUGUCCAGUUUUUCUGUUUGUUCCCCGUUUGUUUUCAUUUGGGCGCGCUCUGCGUACGUCACUACGUGCCUCUUACGUACUACGGAGCGCCUGCGCAGACCGAACAAGCCUCUCUGUCAACCCAAUCCGCUCCACUCAGCGGUAUAUAUGGAGCAUGGAGCGGAUGAUCAAUCGGCAUAGACUACCUCUUACAAUCCAACAACACAAGACUUUAAAAAGGUUGUAAGAAGAUGGUAUUACAAGAAUACUAAGGAGUCAUUGAGCAAUCCCUCUGCUCAUUUGUCUCUGUAUUAUAGCUUCCUAUAUCCUUAUACGAACUAUUGUAAUAUUGUACGCUGUGCAACGUAUCCAAUUUACCUCAAGAAAAUAUUAUCAAUCCAGAAAAGACUUUUAAGAAUGACAUCACGAUCCAGCAGACACGAAUCUUCUGCACCUCUCUUUUCUAAAUACUCCAUCUUACCGAUCGACAAACUCAAUGUCUUUCACUCUUGUUUAUUUGUCCGUAAGUUCAUCAAUAAGAAACAAAACUUUCCGAAACUUUUUACCUUUUUAUCCAACCUUCACCCGUACUCAACAAGACAAAAUGGCCAUCUUCAUAACCUGUCCAUGUCCUAGUUCAUUUGUCGUUUGCACACUAUGCCUUCACUGCCCUGACGGGAGUGGAACACUAUUGGCUUCGUUCCCUCCUUGCACUGUUUUUAAUCUGUGCUAAAUAAAUAAAUACAAAUACAAAUACAAAUUCAUUACGCUAAAGACAAAAACACCCUCUAGAUAUGGAGAUGGAGUUUUGAGAGUGAGUGUUCAGCCUCUGUCCUCAUGUUUAUUCUGCCCUCCCUGGCAUCAGACCAGUCCCUGUGCCGUCAAGCACACAUACUUUCCUCAUGAAACCUGGAGGAGGAUUAUUUUGUCAGUUAAUGGUGGUUUCAUUCACAACUGUGUGUUUUCAGCAGCAGAGCCAGUGUGUGCCCUUUUUGUGCUGGGGACAGGAUCGCUGCCAAAUAUGACCUCAGGUUUCCAGCUCAGAUUCAGUGAAUAUAAGAAACAGCUCUGAAGUUAUAAUAGCGACAACAACAACUUUGAGUAAAUGUUUGUCCUCAAAGUUGAUUCAUUACAGAUUUUUCAGUCUCAUUUUAAAUAAGAUUACUUAUUGCUGGACAUCAAUUAACCAAGCUGAAAAAUGAAAUGAGAUAUUCAUGAUAUUGCUGUAUUUUUUCUUAGAAUAUGUUGAUAUUCUUCACAUAUAUGCAUGGAUGUUUAUUACAAGAAAACUGUGCUCUCCUAACUGAUUUGUUAGUUUGUCCAUUUGGUUCAGAUAAAUAUAGUGAUCAAUUACAGAAAUGUGUAUUUAUUUAUGCUCUGCAUUUUAGCAGUGCAACAACAUGCUUGCAUUGGCGAUAUUAAAGUUAUGGUAAAUAACAGUUUUCUCUUUAAACAGACUUGGAUGAAGUCAUCCUGAAUAACUGAGGUUGUGAACCUUUAAUGAAUUAAGUCACAGCUUGAUUUCCUCUUUAAAGAGCUGAGCUAAUUGUUUCCUCGCUCCGCUCAGUCAAGCAGCUGGUCUGAUGUUGCCCAACAGAUCCAUUGCCUAACUAGACUGAUAAGUGGGAAAUGAAACAAAGACACCAGAAUGAAUCAAGGUCAAGCUUCAGGGGAGGGAUGAAAGAAAAGCAGUUUUUACUCUUUAAGUCAAGCGUAGCCGAGUCUUUGGACUGAAACAUCUGGUUUGUUUUGUCUCAACUUGUAUCUUCUCCGAUUUUGGGUUUCCUGCACAAAGUGAAGGAGCUUUAGGUGUGCAAGUCUUUGCUGUACUUGCACCCUCUUAUGGCAUUAAUUCCCAAAAUAUUUUCAAUACAUUCAGAAUUUUUCUGCUUCUGUAAAAAAUACAUCAUUUUAUGGUGCAUGAAGAUCAGCGACUGAUAUUCUUUUGGUCGUUUGUUGCCAUAAAAGUUGUAGGCUUGAGAUGUUAAGCUACAGUAGAUGCAUCUUCUUGCGUGAGCUGAAACUUAAAUCAGCUUUGGAUCAGCUGAAAGAGAGCGAUUAUUAAACUGCGAGGCUUGUACAAUUUUGACAAAAUUACUCUGUAUUACUAAUUUGCCCUUUGAAAUCUCUUGUGUGCAAAAGCAGCUUGAGUUCAGAGCCAGACUGCAGCUCACAAUGAUUCCUAUUAUAUAAGAGGUGAGGGAUCAGAGAAUAUCAAUACAGCAGAGGAUUAAUGUUGGCUUAAAAGGGUUAUUAUAGCCUAUUUCAAAACAACAUCCAAACAAGGAGAUGAAAACAAGAUUUGAUCUCAGUGAAAUGAAUGAAUGAACUUUAAUUGUCCACGGUAUGAAAUUUGUCUUCAAAAUUCACAGUAGAAUUACACAGUGACCCCACUCAGAAACAAAACAAUACAUUUAAGAGUGCCUGGAGUCCCCUUAGUAACACAUAAUCCACAAAUACAGAAGACAGAAGAUCUAAUUGGGUUUUAGAAAAAGUUAAAAUUAGGAAACAAGCAGUAUAAAGAAACAGAGUGUGGGCUCAUUGGCAUCUUUACCGUUGACUUAACAGGUAACAGGUGUUGUUUUGUGGGAUCCCCGUUGGGAGUACAACUAUUGUAGCACACACAAUCUCACUCACAAUCAAAAGACGUUUAUUAAAAGACUUUUUCUGUAAAUGACUGUUGGUGCUAACUUAGUGUAAGCAAAACAUUCUUCCAGCAGAGGUGAAAUGGUCAGACACCACAUGCUUUGGCAACAUGUUUGAGUAUUACAUUUGGUUUUGGUUGCAAACCCACUGUUUGGCAAAAACAAACACCAGAAGUUUCAGUUCCAGAUAAAAUUCACAAUCAGACUUAUUUUUUGUUUUAAAACCCUCUGCAAGGACUUCAUUUUGUCGAUGUUGCAUUUAUGUUAAAAAUAUCCAGAAUGAACUUUCUGUUUCCUCCAGCAGUUACAAAGUAACACUCACUCCUGAAGGUUCACGCACAGGCAGACUUCUAAGAACCGUUUCCUCCCUGUGUUCCUCUGUACUGAGUCUGUUUGGUCAAAGGGAAGUGGUCAGGCCAGGCACACACAUGCAGAACGCUUCAAUACAAACUUCAUAAACUGGAGACAAACUUCAUGGAUUAACCAUUUUGGUUUGUUUGAUUCAGCUGCUAUUUUUCCUUUGUGUUAACACAGUGUUGCUUUAUGUUUUUGUAGCUGAUUGACUCAUUUGCCUGGGAAAUUGGCACCUUGAAGAAGGAAAUGGGGAAAAAGACUCGGAAGGCAGAAGGAGACAAGACUGAUCCUCUCCUCGGGUGAGUUCAAAUGUGUCCGCCUCGUGAACUUACCAGCAACCAUUGGAUUUAAGGCAGUGCUAUUUACAGUGAUCACCAGCAGAUGUCACUCUUACUUGGCCUUUAAUGUUGUUUGAUGUGUGACCAGAUGCCAGCACAUCCGUUUGACAGCAUGUAUUAAGGUGUGAGCUGGCGUGAGAAUCUGAUGAGCAGGAACUUGAAUAACAUGUGCGCUUACAUUUUUCAAUGUUCAUCUUAAGUGGACCAAAACAAAAGCAUGAUGAUAAACAAGAAUCACAGUGUGUACGUGCACACACACACCUCACUGAGCAUUUGUGGUGAUUAAUUCCUUCUUAGUUUCUGCCGUGUUCAGAAAGUACCUGUUUAUUUUUGAGGAAGUGUGAGUGAUCCAGAUCAAUGUCAUGAAACACGCUGACUCCAGUGUGUUUGAAUUUAAAAUAAACUUUGUUAACUGGCAAUUGAGUUAGUCAUGAGUGUUUCUCUGAAUUAUUAGCACAGAAAAAAAAACACCAUUACAUCAUAAAUCUGUGUGCAUGCAAGUGCAAUAUGUGUACAUAUUCUCAACCCAGUAUGUUAGUCAACUGUUUAACUGUUCUUAUAAUUCAGAGGGACAGUUAUUUGGCCUUCAAUUUAACGGCUUUGUGUUAAACUUUAAAAAGUUACAUGUAGUUUAAUUGUUCUCGGUCUAAAAACAGACACAUGGGAGGAUAAUUAUUAUGUAUGUAUUUAUUUUAUCAGGGACUCUCUUAAGCUCUAUACCCAGCUGUUGUUAAGUUUGAUAUGUUGUGUUUAAGUUUCGGCCAAUCACAUUAAGUUGCUUAUCACAUGGUAAUGAUGUAAAGCACAAUAUAUGGGGUCUUGUUUUAAGAUGACGGGGUUCUAAUUAGGAUAACCUCUGACUUCACUCAGCUUAACAACCAGCUACGUACUAAAGCUGUCAACAAGUUGACCCAAAACAUUGAUUUUGAGAUGUUUUUAUUGAUUUUCAAAUGAUUUGUACAUAAAGCCUAAAAGAAGUUGCUUUUAAUCCUCUGUCAGUAAGACUUCCAUGGUAACAGAUUCUUAUAAGCUGAUUCCAGAGAAACAUAAACACCAGUCCAUCCAUCUUAAACUUUUACUGGCUAAGAUAAACAUGUAUAUAGAUUAUAAUGUGCAUGAAAUAGUGAAUCUGAACAUGUCUUAUCUUAAACGCAUAUUUCACUUUUGUUAUUCCUCUUGAACAAUUGCAGAUGGCUAGGCAGAAAUCCAAAAAUCCAAAAUAGUUUUAGUAGGGAUUCAUUAAAGCUCCUUGGAAGAGUUUUUUGACAUGUAUAGAACAGACUGAAAUUCAGUUUGAUGCUUUUUUAUAAUAUCUUAAAGAAAACAAGAUCAAAAUUGACAAGAUUGAAGAGUUUGGCUUACAGAUCUAUAAUAAUAAUGAUAGUAUUAAACCUCUGUGUUUGCGUCAUUCUCAAUUGUCAACAGUGAAUGUUUACACAGAGUCAAUGAUAAGACGUCAUAUACAGCAUUAUAUUUGCUGUUAGGAAUUUAUGAUUGUUGUUCAGGAUCAAAUAUUUAAACAUGAACAGGUAAUCUAUGAAGUUCGGCAGCCAUAAAGAAGCUGUUUAGCAUGGUGAACUUCUCAGUGAAGCUGUCGUCAGUCUGUGGUGUAAAGUCUCUCUGUUACUGUUUAUCUACAGUCUGACAUAAUUACAGGCCUCCCCUAAACACACAUGUGGUCCUUAAGUGUGACCACACCUCACAGCUAAGAGAGAAAGAAAUCAGGGACACAUAUCUGACUAAAACACAAACCGCCUUCAACCACAGAACCUUCAUGUCAUCUAAUCACAGCAUUCAGAGUCAUUAGGAAACAUCAGAUCCCUGUAAUGAACUCUCUCAUGUUUGUUUGAUCCUGUUUUCAGGCUCAGUGAAGAGGUGGGCGGGCUGUUCCUGCCGGCUUCCCCCCGCGCAGGGAUUGGUGCGGGACAGGCUGGAGCGAGAGACUCAGGCUACGACUCCCUCCAUCGGCGGCUCAGUGUGCUGGACAGACUGGUGCACACACACUCUGUGUGGCUGCAGCUGGGCCUCAGCCACCAGGAUGCCACGCGUUUACUGCAGAACCAACCCACAGGGGUGAGGAAGCCAAAGCCAGUGCUGAUUUUAAGCUUUAGAUUCAAUGUUGAAGGCUUAUUGUCUGAUUUUUUUCCACCUCCUGAGUAUUAUGUGAUUUGAUAACCCUCAGACUUUACCGUCACAAGUUUAUGUUGCCUCUAACUUUGGGGGUUUCACCCUCACAGACAAAACACAGUGUAGUUUUGCAGGUCCUUACUGCUGGUUUUAUUAUAUAUUCCACUCAGGUUGAAGAAAAUGAAGUCAGGUUAAGUCCAGACAGGAUGGUACUGGUCUUCAGUAAACACUGACUGGAUGUUUCCCUCUUUGAAUCGCAGACAUUUGUGGUGAGGAAGUCGAGCAGUCUGCAGAGGAAAGUAUUAUCUCUUCGCAUGGACAAAGACUCUGAAGUCCCCAUCAAAGACUUCCUUGUGAAGGAGAGUCAGUACAGUGAGUGUCUGGAAACCAUCACAUUCUUCAUUUGUAUUUUAUGUGUUUAUUUCCUUGUAUUGCUUUAAGCUGCUAAUCAGGUUUGAAGGUUCUUCUUCAGCAAUGCAAAUGGUAAGGGAGUUAGAGUUAGUAGUCAGAUUAUAGCGGGAAAUAUGCACAUAUUUUCGGUUGAAGUAUGUCCGUGUCCACCCCUCAGGGGAUGCUGUGAGUUUUGGCAACGAUAAAAAUUGGCCGAGCUCCACCGGUGGAAUUACAGAGCCACUUUAAAUAUGCAGCCUUGAAUUUUUCUUAUGGGAAGGUUCAUGUUGUAGUCACGUGAGUGUGCGCACAAACGUGCAAUCAUCCUCCAGGCCAAAAUCUCACUGACCUACAUACAUUAUAAAUGUAGAAAACACACGUGAGCAUGAUGUUGAUGAUUUUAAAACGCAGACAACUGCUUUGUGAAGGAGAUGACAAAUAACUCUGACAGUGCGAGGGAACAAAGGGAUUUUCCCUCUAUGUUUUUAUUUACCUCUUGAAGCUUUGCCUCUUUUUUGCUUCAGAUUUAGUUUUAGUGAACAGAUUUUUUCCUUUUUAAAUCAUUACUCUUAUGAUUGUAUUCCAGGUUUGUCGUUGUAUGCAAGUUGUAUUUUAAACCCAGCUGAAAAAUACUUCAAAAUUAGGACACUGCCAUGCUGUCAAGUGUAAUUGCUAACAAAACCUCCACAAACUUCAUCUCUGGGGUCUUUCUCACUCAACUAAACACAUUAAAAUUCCAACUUAUUAACUAAACUAAAGGUAAGAAAACAGUCAAAGGUGAGCACACGUUUAUUAACACAUCUAAAUCUACUGGUCAUGUCAAACUGGUUUACUGAGUGGGACUAAUAUUAGCAGAUUGAGCACCACCACCUUUGGUUCUCCUUGCAGGUAACAACCACUUACCUGGGCUGGCUCGACAAAAAGUGGUUUUCCACCAACCUGUUAGUAAAAAUCUCAAAAGUUGUAUCAGCAGAGACUUUGCACAGCUCACAUUCAGCUGAAAGUAAAAGGUUAAUAGUAACCAGAGUUGAUAUCUGGAAGUAUAAACAGGGAAGUAGGAGUGAAACUACACUCCAUUCAGACUUAGACUGUCAAAGCUGGUGUCUGCUCUUCUUCUAUCCAACAUGACAGAAGUCAUGGGUCAGCUGUCCCCAGCUUUAAGGACACUGCAUGUCUGUAAGAAGUCACGGCUUGAUCCAGUGUAGUGGGGAAAAAACAAACAUUAUUGACUCUGUAUGUUGAGCUACAGACUUUACCUUGAAGCCAGUUCCUUCCCUUUGCAUCACCAAAACACAAUAAAUUCAUUUAUUAACUCUUCUGAUUCUCUUGGAUGGAUAUUAAUUUUAAAUCUGCACCUGAAAUCAGGGAUUUUCCUUAAGUUUUAGCCAGACGUCUCACUAUCUUCUCCCCCCUGGACCUGUGCGUGCCGGCACUUUUCUUUGUCAGCACCAAAACUGGAAUUCCCGAAUGCUUACCAAGUGAGAGUCUGUCCUGUGUGUGAAUCAUUGCCUACAGCAGCCUUCACUGCCUUGACUCGUUUUUGCUGAGUGAAAGUUGUGGAUUGUGGAGUGAUGUCUUCUCUAAUGCCUGUAGGGAACAAUACACAAAAGCAGGAAUACAAUGGCAAUCAGUGAAGGCUUUAUGUUAAAAUUAACCUGUCUGGGAGUAAGUUAUCACCUCCAGCUCAGAGUUUGUCUUACUAAGGGCACAAAAAUGCAUAAUGUUAUACUACAGUUCAAGGAUUGUCUUCUUUAUCAUAACUCAAGUGCACAUUAUCCUAUUUCAUGCCUCCUUUUUUACAGUGAACAUGACAAUAUUUUAACGGUCUCUCAUAAUACUUUAUUCCCUGUUGAUGUUACUAUGGAUCAGUAAAUGUUCAGAGUUGGACUGAAGGUGUGUUCAAAAGUUUUCCCCUUCCUAUUUCUGUUUACUGUUUAAGUUGCCAUUCUUGAUGCUGUCUGUUGUCAUUAUUUAUCAGUCUGAUUCUGUUACACUGAAGGAGAUUCAAACUAAAACCUUUAAAAAAAUCAAGUCAACCUUUCCUUCACAAUCUCUGGCUCGUCUGCUUGUUUCUCCUCUUUGUCUUUUCUACCCUUUGCCAGAGAAACAAGUUAAAACCUGACACAUGGCUGCAGAGUCAGCAUAAUUUAUUAUCAUCGACGUAAUAGCGCUGCUUAAAGUAGUAGUAGUAGUAGUAGUACUUGGCAUUUCUUUGUGGCUUGAAGAAACCAUUAUUAGAGUCUCUUCCAAAAGUUGAGGGAGUUUGUCAGGUCUUAAUCCCGCUGUUCUUUGCUCCUCCAGCUUUCUCUUUGGAGGGAUCAGGCCUGAGCUUUGCUGACCUUUUCCGCCUGGUGGCUUUUUGCUGUAUCAGCAGGUGAGUUUAUCCUUCAACAUGACUGGUCAUUACAGUGAGUCAUUUUAACCACACUGAUGUGACUUAUGUGUCACCUAAAAGUUAGAUAGAUAAUUUGAAGAGGUAGACUGAUAUGUAUAUGUGCAUCUGUAUAAACGAACAUACUUUGAUAUUAUGGCUGCACUGCUGCGGCUACUUAAGCACGUUUUAAUAGUCUUAGUUGCACUUUGAAUACUUACUUAACCUUAAAUAAUGCCCACUGUCCUUUCACACACAAUAGAAAUGUUUAUGUUGUGGAUGAAAAAAUAUCUGAGGAAAAGAGAGGGGUGUUUUAUCACCAACUUUGAAGUCUCCAUGAAACUAACAGCUUCCUUAUUGGUUUAAAGUCCAUUAACUCUCCAUUAAAUAAAGUUUAAAUGGAGAUUUAAUGGAGUUUUCUUUAGAUGUUGGAAGCUCAAAGGAGACCUUGUCUGGACAUCCUUUAUUUAAAUGUUAUGGGAUUCAGCGUCUUUAUCUACUAUUAGUGCCAAAGCCACACAGUGAUGACCCAUAAAUGCUACAAGCCCCAUUUCUAUGUCCUGUGAUGGUAAUGGGUACAACAUCUCAUAGGAUACAUAUAAAUAUGUCCCAAAUGCAGGCUCUGCUAUAAACAUUUCCUAUAAAAUCCCUUUGCUGUAGGGAGAGAUUUAACAAAUAGAAGUGCAGGACAGAUCUUUAUUUACAAACUCUACCAAUAAAUCCAGAUCCUAAAAAAACUGUCACAAUAGUUGGUGUUGGAAGCACUCUGGUUUUGAUUUGCACAGCAGGCAUUGUUAUUAACUAAAAUUUCAGCCGCAAUUUCUCUGAAAUUGGCUGAACUGACAAAAGGAAAACAGUCUGCAGGAAGAAAAACAAAGAAGAUUUAACACAUUAGCUGAAAAUCCAAUCCCCAGAACCCAUCAGCGCCCAUCUGAAGACCAUUAACUUUUUAUUUAUUUUCAUAAUCACACAUCUGCAUCCAAGUGCAGCAAAUAAUCCACUCUCAGACAUGAUCUUUAAACUUUUACUACAUUUCCACUUUUUAUAUUGCUAACCAAGGCAGCAAUUAAACGACUAGCAUCAAAGGAAAUCUCGACUGUGAGUCCUAGAUCAGUAACUGUUCAACCCUGAUCAUUUGGCCGACACUCCCAUGGGCAGUAAAUUCUAAGGUUGGUGCAAGACUUAUGUGACCAGAGGACUAGGAACCUAAGCUGGUAUCCAAAAUGAGAAGAGUUUAAUUUUAUAUUCAGAUAUAUAAGUAAGUAAAUUUGUGCCAGAGGUGGAGUUAGAUGGUUAUUACCUGCGAUAUAAGGAUGACAAUUAGUAGGAAUAUUUUUGCAGUCAGAGUUUGAUUUCAACAUUAUCAUUAAUGUCACUUUGUUGACCAACUGUUGCAGAUUUUAUGUGUUUAUGUCUGAAAUGAUGUUGAAUUGACUGUUCAGAGUUGUAGAUUUGACUCCUUUUCAAAAAAAUUAAACCCAUUUUUCUACAUUGUUUGUCCUCAUGUCAGGGUGAGAUCACUUUAAGGGAUUUAAGAGCCUUUCUCUGCAAAACUGCCUUUAGGAGUUUUCCUGUAAUUACAGUAAAUAGUGAAAUAUUUUUAGCUUGGAUCUUGGAUUCAGCUUUGAAAUAGUAAAAUGCUCUAAAACACCCUGUAAAAAAAGGCACCUCAGGAGGAGAAGAAGGAGGAGGAGGAGGAGGAGCGUUUUACCCUCCGGCUGUGUGGUUGAAUAUUGGUGCAGCCAACACCGCGCACCCAGUCCAAGCCACGCUCCUCUUUCCCAACUCAGUGACUCACACAGUUUUAGGAAUUGUUUUCCAGUGACUCUGCCCUCCUGUACUCACUUUUCCAUUUCUUUGUUGACCAGGCCGCUCUCCUUUUUCACUCAAACCUUGACUCUUUUUUCCUCAGAGAUGUGUUGCCCUUCACGCUGAAGCUCCCGGAGGCCAUCGCAUCUGCCAGAACUUCUGCUGAUCUGGAGGAGGUUGCUAAACUCGGAGCAGGUUUGUUCUCUUUUUUUGGAAUAUUGGUCAUGAAGUGGAAGAAAUUAGAAACAGAAAAUUACAGACAAUGCAUGAAAACAAAACAGUUCUGGAAGUGAUGAAAAAUAGUGGCAAUGUUUGCAAAGGUUUACAUACACAUUUAAUGGACAGUGUUGUAUGAUAAUAACUGUAUGUUUAAUGUAAGCUAACCAUAUCAUUAGGUGUUCCCUAGAGCAUAAUAAGUGAUGAAAUUUGGAUGAGUAGGCCAGAGAGUCAGGUUAGAAUCAUUGCAGAAGUCUGAUGAAAGGGUUAACACCUAAUCCACGUAAAGCCAAAAGAUUGUAGUAGGUCACACGUGCAGAGGUGUAACUUUGUGAGCUGUUUUUAUUCCAAGUCUACCUCCUUAUACCAGGAACUUCUGCAGUUUAGCAAAGCAACUUUAGCUCUUCUCUCAGCCUCUUGCAGAAAAGUUGAGUGUUUCCAUCCAUUCCAUCCACAUCUGUUAUGUGUAAAAAAUGAGUUUUUUUCCCGAGGCGUGACACUCGUAAAGCCCAUCUCAACCACAUUCCCCUCUGCUCGGAGCAUUAACUAGCAUGCCAGUGCUAAAUGACUCGCCCCAAGGGACAAAAGCCUCUUCUAGGCUCUGUUCAGUAUUGCUCAGCUGGGCAUGAAGUCAGGCAAUAGCUGGAUUUCUCUGGGGUAUUUUUUUUCCCUCCUCACAGCUGAGGAUGCAAGAUCUGUCUUUCUUUUAAACAGUGUGAAAUGAAUUCCAGGGUUACUACAUCAUAGUCAUUGAAUCUGUGUUUCUAGUAAAAAAGAGAGUGGGUGUUAUUUUUCACUGCUUACCCAGUUGUAUGAAAUACUUCAGUCUUCUGGGUCAAAACUCCACAACUCCACACCAGGGACUAACUGAUCACUCACGUUAUAACACAUUAAUCCAUGGAUUCUUUUCGCCUCUGCCUGCUGACGCUGGCAAAAACAUUAGUUUCCAUCUGAGGCUGGUUUUAAGAUUUGGAAAAUAAUGAAGGAUAGUGGGCACAGAUGUGAGAGCAGCUGGAGGAGCGACUCGGCCCCAACUGUCUCUGUUAGGGAACAGUGGAGCGACAUCCCUGGAGUGGAGGUGAGUUGCAGAGGAGUUUUCAAAGGGAGCAUGAAGAGUAGGAAGGCUGAAUCUGUUUACAUACAAUGCUCAUAUUCUUUGCCAUGUGGAUGAGUAGAAGGCAAUAGGCUGAGCUGUCAGCUGACACGGGCUGGCGUUGAGAUCAGCGUGACGAUUAUCCUGAUCAGAUGAUAAUGUGUUGCUUGCGCACACACAUUUGCGUAACUAUCAACAUGACCACCCACUCAGUAUACAUUUUCCCACACCUACAACUCUGUUUCCAAAUCACAUGAAGGACUUUUUUAGUCUAAAGAUAAAGACAAAGCUGAGACAGAAAUAGUGGUUUAAAAAUGUGUAGGUGUCGUUGGAGUCAUCUUCCACAUCACUUCCUCUUUCUUAACCCGCUGAGUGACCUCUCCGGCCAUUCAUGCUCGUCUUCUUUGACUCAGCUCUGAGAUACCAUGUGAACCCAGGACUGACAGGCGCAGACUUCUAGUGUCCCCUCAACGUGACAGCUUCUUAAAGAGAGCCGGAUGACAUACAAUGAUUCGAUAAAGCCAGCCUUUUAAUGUGGUCUCAAGUGAUUCAAAGACGUACAUUAUCUCUCUGUUUUUUCCUGUCUUGUGUUCCUCUAUGUCUCCUUUUCUCUCUCAUCCAUUCAUUCAUUCACUCAUUCAUUCAGAAGAGCCUUCCUGUUCAGGGAGGUGACACAAUGGCGGGUUUUGUGUCUGUGGAGCUGCAGUGAAUAGUUGGUCUAAAGGGCCGUUCUGACGUACAUGUGAACGUUAAUGUCCUGAAAGAUGAGAGGAGUGUGCAGUUGACUCUGACGUCCUCAGUGUUAUAUUACCUGUCAUGUGGCUCACCUGUAAUGACUCUGUGGUUUACGAGACAUUUUUCUAUCUUUUGUGGUGUGUUUUAAAGCCUCUUGUGUUCAGCGUAAAGCUGCUGGAUAAAGUUUUAUUUUAAAGUAUAAAAGCUUGUCAGGGCAAGUUUAGUGUGCCAGGGGGCACUGAAGCGAAAUAGGGCAGCGGGCCACUAAAGAGCCAACCAACCUCCCCAGAAACAAACAAUUCCACCUUUGGUUGAUUCACCAAAUGCCUGUUUCCUGUAAGAGGAGGCAUUAAAUUAAGGUUACAAUUUUGAAAAUAAAUUAAGACCUCACUUCAUAGAUGGUUAUUUGUGAGCUUUGGUUGUGUUUAAAAGGGAUGGAAAUAAAGAAAAAAACAAUUACAGAAGUGCUAAUACUGCCGUCCAUCAUCAUGGCUGCAAAGGCCCAGAAAUCCCCAUUAAGUCCUAAAUCAAAAACCCUGUUUUAACAGCAGAAAGAAGUUUUUUCAUAACUUGGUUCAAUAAGUGUUUUUAGGUCAGCAUAGCCCUUUUUUUUAUUCCCACCUACCUUACAAGUUACGUUUUAUAGGCUAUAUAAAGGGUUAGGGUUAGGGUUUGGCUGUAUAAAGGCAAAGACUCAUCUAUAAACUUGCAUAACUUGGAGUUGGGACACAGCAGGAGCAAAGUGUAGAAGUUUGCCAGGAGGGUAAAUGCCUGCCUCAGCUGCACCUCUGUGCUUGUCUAGGUUUACCAAAAGUUUAGCUGAAUCAGCAUUUCUACAGUGACCCCUUGACUUCAAAUGUAUAGUGACGUCACAGUGACCGUGUCAGUGUUUUAUGCAGUUUGGGGUUUAUCUGUUGACCUCAGUCUGUGAUACUGAUUGAAUAGGAAGGUUGAAACCUUUGCAUGAGCUCUGGAGGUUCAACAAACAUGAUGAAAUGUAGUGGCAGUGGAAGAAUGUGGAGUUUUUUCAAGGAUUCAAGGAACUUGAUUUGUCAUACCCCACACCUUUGACAGUCUGUGGUACGAAAUUAGUACCCAUGUCUGUUUUCAAGCCAAGAAUAUCACACAAUACAAUAAAUAAAAUACCAUACAAAAGAUAAGAUACAAUACAAUUUUCUCCUCCCUACUGACAGCAGUACUGUCAGCCUUUGUGAAGAUUAUUAAGGGUUUUUCUUAUUUUCAUAUUCAACAUCCUGCUAGCCACAAAAGAUAAACUUCUAUAAUCUUUCGUGGCAAGCAGCCCAUCACCAGAGAGGAGGCAGACGGCGUCCAUUCUAUAUACAGUCUAUGGACAAGACACUUAACCCCUCUUUGCUUCCAGUGUAUGUCCUCCACUGGUGUGUGAUUCUUAUGCACAUGGCUUUGGAUAAAAACAUCUGCUAAAAUGACAUUGUAACAAUGCUGUAUGCAAAAACUGAAGUUCCUCGAGUGACCACUUGAGGCUGGCACCAAAAGCAGAGGGAUCACUCUUACCAUGCAUGUUGAAAAGCCCUCUGAAAUGGACAAAAGACACAUGUUAGCAGCCUGUUUUCAUUUCUGUAGCCCAGUUCUCUGUUUGCACACACUGUGAAAGAGGUGAUUUUUUAAAAUCAUCCCAUUUUGGGGAUAUCAGGGUUACAAGUUUAGCAUAAUCAAAUAGCAUAACAGCAUAAUUUGGAUUUUCCCCCUGUGGAACUAAUAAAGGUAUAUCUUAUCUUAACUCUAUCUCUUAUCAGGCAUUAUUAGAGAUGUGGAUGACUUUGCUGGUAGAUACAUAAUAAACAAAGCGGCUGAAGGCCCACCUUAUCUCCACUUCUUUGCCGGUGUCUCGGUGGACUGAAAGUUAGGCUGAGUCAUUCUUUUCCAACCUGGCGACUGCCAUCGUUCGGUUUCAUCAGUCUUCCUCAGAAACCCACAGGUGACGUCUCUGAGACUACCUCCAUGUUUUACACAGUCAGUGCACAUAAACAAGUGCAUGUUUGUUUAAGCUGGCUUUGUGCUGUGAGCCAAGAUAGUGAUUAACUUUCUAAAAAAAUACCCCCAGCUGUCAAAGCAUCAAAGUCACUGACUAAAUUUCCUGUAAAGUGUGCAUACUUGAUCUAUUUUUGGCUCCUGUUCAGCUGCCACAUCUCUCUGUGAGCUGCCCCCUGUUUAUCCUUGACUUUCCCACUUCUGACAUCAGCCACGUCAAACCACAUUCCUCCCUGCUCUCUGUCAUAGGUGUUUUUGUGUGUUUGUGUGUGUGUGUGUGUGUUAAAAGUAUUUACAGCAAAGUUAUACUGUGUUGGACUUGUGUAAAUACAUUUGCAUGUAUAACUUAAUGAAGUAAUCCUCUUUCUUAUUCUUUUUAUUUUUUAAUAAACAGCAGCUUAAAUACUUUGUUUACAGAAUAUCAGAAACAGUGAUUAAAUAUCUGCAGAUAGAGUGAGUAACACUGAAGGAAAAGAAAAGAGAAUAAACAAGCGUUUAGAAGAAGGAGGGAAAUAGAGGAAUCUUUUGUCAGUGUCAGAGAGAAGGACACAAAGAAAGAGAUCAUCCAACUUCAAUAGAGAGGGAGGGACGUAGGCGGGACUGCUGAGCCAACAGCCCGCCCACACACACAUUAACACGAGUGAGUCAUAACACAGACCAAGUGUGAGUGAGCCGGAGAAACUAGUGGAGUUUCAGCUUAUGCAGACACAGCAUUGUGUCUUCUGCAGUGACAAAAGUCAGAGGAUUGAGUGAAAUUUGACUCUGAACAGCUCGUCUGUGUGUCCACCAGCUCUGGGAUCACAGUGAGUAUUGUUGCCGUCUCUAUUCUGCUGUGUAGUCGAGCUGUAGGAGCUGCUGUGUGUCUGGUACGAGCGCUUCUCAUGUGCUAUUGUUUUCCGUGCGGCUUCUCUGUCUCUUAUGACCUCACUGUAAAGUUGUCACUGUAGUUUGAUGCUGUUUCUUAUUUGCAUUUAAAAGUUUGCUACAGAGUCUCUAAGUUCAUCGGCAGUCUGAGGUGUUUUUUUCCUUUGUGGCUUUGUGAGAUCCUUUUGAAACAGCUCAUAAUUUCAGGGCUUCUCUUGGACUGUUUGGAUUGGUCCAGUGACACGUUUCAGUUCGUUCUAAGCACCGUUUUCAGAAUAUUCCCUGAUGUCUAGCUGUUGGCAAAUGUGCUAUUCUGCACAAAACAUGGUUUUAUUUUGAAGGCAACAAUUAUUUCAAGUUGCAAAAAAACUGCAAAAAAAAAAAAAAAACAUCUGAAAGCCACCAUCAGGUCAAAGAUUUGUAGACACAACUGGGAAUCUGAUACUGACAGAGCAAUGAUAUCUAUCAGUAAUGCUUCAAAUUUUCAUGUUGCUUUCGUCAUAUUGAAGGAUUGGUCGAUAAUGGCAGAUGCCAGUGCUGAUAAUGAGAGAGCAGGUUGGCUUAUGGCUGAGUUAUAAUGCCAGUAUUACAUUGUUGUUGUUUUUGGCUUUGAUGAAAUACAGUAUUUAAUAACACAAACAUAUAAGACACAACAUUUCUAAACCUGAAAUAUUUUUUUCUCAAAUCAAUACAGAUGGAAAAAUGUUUGCCUCAGUUAAACAAGAGACUUUUGGAUUCCUGUCCAACCAUGUGUAUUUCCUGAAAUCGUAAAAAUACACAGUAAAUAUUUGAGUUAAAAAGUCCCAUUUGAUUUUAUUAUUAUUAGAUGCACAUUACAACAAAAGUACAUGAUUAUCUUAGCUGGUAAGAUAUUUACAUCAGCCAACUGAUGAAUCGGCUGUCUCAAAGAUCUGAUGCAUAAUUUGGUGCUUCUGGCACACUGUGGGUGAAAAGACAUGGAUGUCUAUUUUAACUCUCUUUUAAACUUCAUAUUUGCAUGUAAAGCAUUUUUAGUGCUAAAAGAAGUCUGGUGUGUAAAAACUGUUGAUGGACACUAUUAAACAGCUUUGGUUGUGUUCAAGAAAACAGGACGUAUAGAGGGCAAAUAAUACAUUUUAUUUAAAAGCGCCUUUCUGGACACCCAAGGACACUGAACAGGCAUUAAGAACACAGUUAAAACACUUUUAAAAUAAAUAAGCCCUGCUCCCCAUGGUAUAGAGGGCAAAGAAAACAUGUUAUCUUCUUAUGGCAGCAAUAAGGCUUUAUCAUUAAUCUCAGUAAAUGUCUGCCCAUGAAUACAUGUGCUCAACUUGUUAGUAAAGCUGUAGGCGGUUACCUUGUGGAUGGAAGAGGAAGUCUGUUUUUGGUAUCGAUGAGCCUCAUGUUUUUAAAAUGAAAUACCUUCUGACAGACUUGACAAUCAGCAUUCACAACAGAGUUGAAGCAAUAAGGCUGUUAGUGAGAUAACCAAGUCCUUCUUUAAGAUCUGGCUCCAUGCUGCUGGAACCCUCUAGAUGACAAAGGGCAAAGAUAAUUUACAGUUUGUGCUUUUAUUAUGGAUCACACCUUGCUUACCUGAUAAAGUAAGAUGAUGUCUCUCACUGUCCCCUGUAGGUUUCUGGGAUUCUCAGUUGUGCAACAAGAGAAAGCGCUCAGCCUCAUCAGCAGUAGUAACUGCUCCCAGUAGACCACCACCCCCUACUCAGAGACCGGUCUCCUGGACAACCUCCCCAGAGCGCCCUCGUCUUCGAACUCGCACUCCAUCUGAGCUUGAGUGUAGUCAGUCUAACGGAGCGCUUUGCUUCAUAAACCCCCUCUUCAUAAAGGUUCACCAACCAGAGGGAGACAACAACGCCAAUAUAGAUCCUUCUGGCAAUGCAAAGCGAGGCCUGACAGAGGAACCUGUUACUAACGUUUCAGACACCAACAACAAGGAAAACUCCAAGGUGCAGGACCAUUCCAGUGACACGAGCAGCGGGAAUCUAAAGCCGAGUGCCUCAGAUAUCGUUCCACGUUCCCCACCUCCUCGCCCACCUCCGCCUCACUUUGCACUGCGGCGCUCAGGCCGUCUUCCUCGUCAGCGCAGCAUGCCUGAGAAGAUCUCCUGGAUCAAAGUCCCAAAGGAGAAGAUGGAGGAGAGGGAGAAGGGCAGCAGCCUCCUCUCUCGUCUGGGCUCCUCUUUAAGCAUCAGUCCUUCGUCAUCUCCACCCAAGAGACUUAGCAUCAGCUCGCCAAUAUCCAUCCCCCGGCCCACUCUCCCCAUUUCUCUCUCAUCUCUCUCCUCUUCACCUCGUCGCACCAAAACCUCACCUUCAUCCAGUCAGGAGGAUGCUCAGUGCCACUUGGCGCUGGAAGAACAAACUAUUGAGAAGGCUCUCUUGAGGGCCAAGCUGUCCAAGCAAAAUUCUUCCAAAACCCCCAGCCAAGACUCCAGUAGUCCCUCAGACCCCUCCCUGUUGACGUCAGGGAAGAGAGCAGAGCUGGCAGGUGGAGAAGAAGAAACAGGGGAGGAAUGUAGCGGAGGUGGACAGCGGUUGAGUGACAUGAGCCUUUCCACAGAUUCCUCCGACUCUCUGGAUUUCUCUCAGUGUUCGGCCUUCUUCCUGCCCCCUCUGCACGACCCAAGCCCCCCCACUGUGGAUGACUUCAACACACACCUCCCACUCUCCAUCCCACCAUCUCCUCUGCAGUACUGCGGUAUGGAGGAUGAUGAUGAUGAGGAGGACGAUGAGGAUGAAGAAGAACCUGACUAUGGUGUCAGCCUGGAGAGUGAUCAGGACCAAGACCAGGACUUGACCAUGGUGCCUCCCGGUCACCGCACAAAACGCCGCACCAGCGCCAGCGCUUUGGUCCUGCAGAAAGCGCUGAAAGGGCAUCUACGCAAGAUGAGCGGCGUUUUCAACUCGCUGCUGACGCCUGAGAAACGGGCGAUCCGCAGGGUGGUGGAAAUGUCCAGGGAUAGGGGUGCGUACUUUGGCUGCCUGGUACAAGACUACCUGAACUACAUGGGUGAGGGAGGGGGCACCCAGGCCUGGCAGGGCUAUGCCUCUGGACUGGAGCUACUGCAGACUAUCCGCCAGUUUAUCACUCAGAUGAAAAGCUACCUACGACAGAGCUCCGAGCUGGAGCCACCAAUCGAGAGCCUGAUUCCUGAGGACCAGAUUGGUGAGUACCUCCAGUUACACUUCACUCUGACUUAGUGAUGGGCAUGGCAGUUCUUUUAGAUGUACUGAAUCACUAGAAUCAGUUCACUAAAAAGAUUCGUUCAAAAGAUUUGUUCACCAAAUCACCAAAUUAUUUAGCGAGAGAAGCCGGCGACUCUGACCUCCUGAACUUAUACACAGCUGAACAUUUCAGGAUUCAGUUCAAUUCAGAGCUUUGUUCUACAAAAAUGAUUCCAGAGAGUGUAGUUCAAUGCGUGAUUCGUUCACCAAGUUGUUCAGGUGUCGGUGCAUGUGGUCCCUCGUUCGCCAGCUGCUUGCCUGGCAAUGCUGAAGUGAGACAUGAACGAAUCACUCAAGGAAGUGAUUCGGUUCAAUGUGUUCACAUAAAAGAUUUGGUUCUUUUGAAUGAAUCGUUCAUGAACGACACAACACUUCUCUGACUCUUGACCAGUGGUUUCUUGUGCAUUGUAGGCUGCGUCAAUGUGAGUCAGUUGAGCGCUUUAAUUACAGUAAUUGAGUCUGUGGGUUGUGGGAGAAACAUUUGGUUAACUGUCGACAAGUUGGGAUUGCUCCAUCUAUGUUUCUACCUCUCCCGUAUCUUGACCUUCACCUGAACCUGAACCCAACUAUGAGGGGGGGUGGAAGUCAUUUUUGUGUGUUUUUGCUAAGAAGUUGAUUAUUUUUAGGAAGUGUGAAUGAGUGAUGAUUUCAUGAAGAAAUCUCACUCUAAAUGGAAACACUAUGUCACAGAAGACAUGUUAAACGCACACACAGCAGUUUCACUUCGCUGUUUUUCUCGUGAGGACAUUGGAAAACUUCUCCUCACGUGUUGGCAUCUGAAUGUGUGCUUGUGUGUUUUUUUUGUAUGUAUACCCCUUGUGAAGCAACGGCCUUCAGGGUGAUCUUAUUCACUUGUAUGUUGAUGUGACAAAUCAGUAUCAGUUUAGCAAAACCGGACAGGUGGGUCAAGUCUGUCUCGCCAUCUAAAACUUUGCAAAUCUGCUUUAAUCCAGGAUUAAUAUUCGCAUUCAUCUCCAUUUAAUAGCAUUUAUAGACAUGAUAUAUUUAAUCUUACUAUUAUAGACAGCAACAUAAAAGGAUAAAACCAAACACAACUAUUUCAAUACAUAAAGACUUCACACACCUGCCGGAAGAGCAGUCUGAAUCAUUGAGGCCAAGAUUCAGUAGCUGCAUCAGACUUUGGAUGGAGUAACUUGUAAACAGAGAGCACAAAGAGGGUUUUAUCUUAGGGGGAAGGCUGCUGUUCAACUAACCUGUUUCUGCUGGCCCCGGCACCAGAGGGCUGUAAUUAUGAAGUCAUGAACAUGGUGGAAAAACUUGGUUUAAUUUUUCCCUGGUAUGUUACUUUUUUAACCACAUAAACUGUUUGAUUUAAACCGUUUUCAUUCUACUAAAACACUUUGAAGCUAAAUAAGUUGUUCAUAAAAAGAUCAUCAUUCUCACUGAACAUACUAGAACUGUUUUGCUUAUAAAUGUCAGCAUCUGUUACUGCAAAUUUUGAACACUUACUCUUCUAAACAGUCUGGAGGGUCACAGUCAAGCUGCAGAGUAAACAGGGAGGAUCCAAUAAAAAACUAGCUGUACCUAUAAUUUUAGUAUUAUGUGGUGUCCUGUAAUUUUGGACUGUAAAUGAGGCUUAGUCAAUAUACUAUUUAUCUAUAUCUUUCCAAAUCCAAGCAUAGCUCUGAUUACAAUAGAGUUUCUUUUUAAGUCAAUAAAAACAACUACAAGCAGUUUUGGAAUUUGAGAAAGAAAAAAGAAAAACUUAAUUUCAAUUUAGGAACCAGGAAAUAAAUCAUACCACUAGAAACCUGAAUACUUUCAAAGAUUUGGACAGAAAAGUGUGUUUACUGUCUAUACUGUCUACUGAGGCAUUUGAUGUCACCAUGUUGCAUAAAAAACAAACAAAAAAACCAACAACAAAUAAGAAUUAGAUGAUUAAAAAAAUAAUCAUAAUCAUCAUGAUACAAACAAACAAAAAAAUCAAAAUUUAUUAUUAUUAUUAUUAUUAUUAUUAUUAUUAACAUUUAUGAUUUCUUGUUGCUAUAUUUAAAAAUAAAUAGAUUAAAAAAAUACACUACAACUAUUAUAGCUAUUAUUAUUAUUUGUUACAGUUAUUAUUUCCUUAUAAGUUUAGUGGUUGUAUUUAUUAAAUUAUUGAAUAACAAAUUACUUAUUAAUUGUUUUUUGUAUUCAUAUUACUUCCUUUAAUCUCCAUCUUCUUUGUUGUUAUUUUACAUGGCAGUUUGGAGGUGAUUGCCACAUGGUAUCUGAAGUGGAAAAAUAAGUAUAGAAGCAGCAGUUGCAGCAGUUUUUCAUAUUUCUGUGUCACAUGUGGCAGUUGCUCCUCCUCCUUUCUGUUUUUUUGAAUGGCCUGUUUUUCACAACAACAAGAUCUGCCCAUGCAGUUUGAAGUCUUGGAAAAGUUGCGCAAGAUUUUGUUGUGGCAUCCUCAGAGCGUGUUUUCGUGUUAGUCUCUGAGGUCCAGAUGCAUUUGGUGACUCUCAGCCAAGUUGUAGAAUCUGUGUCCAAAAACCCUUUUAAACCGGCGCUCCAAUCAGAGCGGGAGGGCAGAGGCAAGCCCCUGUGGCACUUAAUUUGCAUUUUCAACUUGGUAUCUGCAUUCAUACGUGUUUUUUGCUUUCAAAAUAAAGUCAUUGUCUCAUAUAACCUCUACUCACAGUAAACUCACCGAUCUGAAGUCCUAUCUGAUGUGAAGCAAAGGUAAUGCAAAUUUUAAAAUAUUUAGAGACUAAAGAUUCAACAGUAACAAAAAUCACAAUCUUUAGGGUUAACAAUAAUGCUUCAGAAUACAGAGAAUAAUUUUAUCAUUACUUUUGUUUUUGUGGUUUCUGCCUGGAUCUUACUCAGCAACCCAAAUAUGUGUUUGGGUUCGGGAUAUUCAGACGGGGAUGGGGGGAGCAGUGAGGAGUGGUAAGAGGCAGAAUAGACUUCCUUGUUUUCAGCUCAUCCCACACUGUGAGGCUCUCAUCAGCCCGACACAACCCGACAUCAUGGAGCUCUGUUUAUUCAGAGUGUUCAUGUGUUAUAAUAAGACCAACACCUGGAUUAGAGCUGUCGCUUUGCUAUAUGAAGUUAGAAACUGACCUUUAAGCUGCCAGGAGGAGUUUUUUUCUGAGUACAAAGUAAUCUGCCAAAGUGAAUGAUUGAAACAAAGAACAUCAGCAAGAGUACUGAGGACAUCAUUGUGGUUGUUUCGCCGCCAUCAGACAUUUCAGACAAAGUGAAUUACCCCAGACUACAAAAAAAGGCUUUACUGGAAUCAAAAAUAGUGUGGGUAGAAAUAAGAUAAAAGCAGGGUCAGAGCGAGCAGAGCAGCGUCCACAGUAGAGCACUUAAAGCUUUUCACUGUAACCCCAGUCAAACUCAGUCUAAUUAAUACUCUCCUUAAUACCAUCAAAAGUCAAAAGUAUUUCCAUUAAGAUAUUUCAUUCUACAAAACAAAAUUACAUCAAUUAAUACUUUCAAUAAGCAAAGAUGUAUUGAGGAGAGGAAAUUCAUCACUUUAGGACAUCCCCAGUAUAAAUGUUCUGACUUUAGCUUACGUUUAUAGUAAUCAGGGAUAGUGGUUGACCAAUUACAGUUUUUCAACACCUGAUACCAAACUGAUAAUGAGGCUGCAAGACAAACAAUGACCGAUGUACUGUGCUGAUUUAUUUGCUUUUCCUUUUCUCUUUUGUUCCAUAUGACAAAAUUCAAUUAUUUAGUAAUAAAGACACAAAUAAGACAGUUUUUUUAUUUACUUUUUCUUUUUUUAAUUAAUUUACUUUAGACAUAGACAUAUUUUGCUAAGCAAAGUCUUGCCAUAAAGGAAUUUUUAUGUCUGUCCAGCCAUCUCAAAUUAUAAAAAAAAGAUCCAAGUUAAAUAUUGUAAUUUAAACUUUUAAAAACUCAAAUCCAUUAUUUCAUGCACAUUAGAAUUAAAUAUUCCUGGAUAUGAAUCAGUCUUUCUUUUAUCAGGGAUGCAACCUACUUUUGUACAUGUAUUUGUUAUUGAGAGAAUAAACUAUUGUUGACUCGUAAACGCUUGUCCUUCAGCUUAUGUUUUAGUUUGACCUGAGGAAAUGCACCAAGGCUUUUUUUAGGGUGUGUAUCAGUGUAACAGGAGGUAAGACAAUCUGUUUAUCAGCAGAGCUUCUUGUUCAGUGACAGGACAGAUAGACACACUCCACCUCCAGAUAACAUCAGACUAUUUUUACAACGGAAACCAGUCUGAUUUUCUCUGGACAUCUACGUGUGUGACUUUGAGCUUGAGGUAUUUUUUCUACAGUGAUUCUAUCUGUUGCCCUUUUUUUUUUAUUGUUUUUGUAAGACACAUCAUUUAGGAACACAUUCGUCUGCCACAGUGGUUACAGUUAAGAGGACCACUUUAAAGGGAGAUAAUAUACUGCAUGUGAGGGGUAAAAGCGUCAUUUCCUGUACAUUUGUCAAAGAGCACAGAGAGGAUGUUUGGUGGGAGGAUGUUUAUAUCAAAGGGAAGAGGUCCUGCUUUGUGGAGAGCAUGGGUCUGUGUUUGUGUCUUGUUGCCUGUUUUGGUGCUGUCCUUGGCUGAUGAGUUGCCCUGAGGUAGUCGGACUCCUCUUUGUUUUCUGCUGUCUGUUUGUGACACAACAUGGUUGACAUUUAUGUAGAGGUGAAACUCUAACCUUGUUACAUGAAUCCACUUUGAAGCCAGAACGGGACAGAAAUGUCCAGAGGGCUCAACCAUCAUUCAUGUCUGUUCCUCUGAAGUGCAGAAAACUUAUGACUGUGGGGGAAAGUACACCCACGGUUCUUUUAGGCCCUUUAAAAUGUACAGUUUUGCAGUUUUGCUUUGAACAGUCUUGUUUUAAUGUCUAUAAAUGUCUCAGAGAGAGGAAUGUUGAGUUUGCUGUUUUUAAUGACUGUAACAACCAAGAGCGAGUCCACUAAUUAUUUAGCUCAGGAACAAGUAUUAUGUCCUUUCCCUGGAAAAGUUAGAUCUAUUUUUGUCUCGUUGUUGAGAAAUAACUCAGCCAGUAAGUGUCUGAAUAUUUGAUCAACUCCACAUGUGUAUUGAGUUAUUAUUGAAGCAGUAAUACCUACCAGGGCUGAAAAGAGACAACAUGUUUAUCUGAAACUCCCUUGGUAAUCUAAGAAGCAUUGUGCAACGUUGAGCCACACCUGGCUGUGAGGUGGAGAUUGUAACAAACUGAUAAACCACAACACCUUAAACUUGUGUUUGAAAUGGAAAAAGAGCUCUAUUGGAUGAGUUACUCAAAGUAAACAGUUAAGCCCGCUCUAAAGCAGGUUUUUGGCUUGUCCUGGUCCAACAUAGAAUCAUGGUAGACCCAAUAGACUGACUUUACUUCCUUUGAAGACACCAAAAAGUCCUUCUAGGUUUAUAAAAACUCAAUCAAUUAAAGGUGCAGUGUGUGGUUUUCAGCCACAUUUAGCUGAAUGAAAUUGACAGAAAUGACACAUGGUAUUUGUAAGUUAACUUUUAAUAACCUGAGAGUAACGGUUAUGGUGAACUAUGAUUUCUGACACAACAAUAUUUCUACAGUCGCACAGAAUAGACCACUUAUUAACACACACGUUUUUGAAUGGAAAUUGUAUUAGUUGAAAGAUGAUGAAUAAAGCUGUUGUUGUGUGCAGAAUAAUUGGCAUGAAUAAAUAUUUUUGAUGGAAAAAAACUUGACCAUGGAGGAUUUAACUUAUCACGCAUCACAGAAGCUUUUUGUCCUCAAAGACCACCGUUGAUUUACCAACAAGGGGCUGAGCAAGGGAGCAUUUAAUGUGGAAUCAAACUAAAUAUUGUAUAUAAACAUAUAUACUCCUAUUCUGUGCACUUUACCUCUAAAGACUGUUGCCAUACAUCAGAAUUAUUCACUUAUUUUGAUGUAUAGCAACAGUAUUUGAAUAUUUAAAUCAACCAUCUCUGAGGUUUGUGUUCUUGGCUGGAUAAAAAAACAUUUUUUGAAUAAAUUUGGGUUCAUAUGUAAAAUGCUGACUGUUAGGUCAAACAAUCUAUCAUUCAGUCUUGAGUUAUACGACACAAAUUGUUACAAAUGUUAUUUCAAGUCCCUUUCACAAAACCAGAUACAGGUCUUGACUGUACAUUAUUAGAGAUCACACAUUAGUCCAGCCUGAACCAUCGUAAACACUGAUCUGCAGGCGCUGUGUUUGGCUCAGAGUGAGGUUUGAGGGGUUUUAAUGAUAAUCCCUCGUCACGUGUAACAUAGAGUCAUAAAGCAGUUUAUCAAGGCUCGUUAAUGAGUAAUAUAGUGAAGCUCAUUUAGACAAAGUCAUAAAGUAAAAAAUGCAGAAGCUUCUUGAUCUUGAAUUAUUGUUUCAUGAACCCUUUUCACUUCUUGAUUCUCGAUUAUUCCAUAAUCACAGUCAGUGCGGUUUCCUCUACAGCAUGUUUGUGUUUGAAAAGGUGCGUCUUGUGAAGUUAAUGAUACAAAUGGAUAAUACUAUGAGGAAGAGACUACAUUUAAAAUGCUUCAAGGAGGAACUUAAAUUCUAGGUUUUACUGUCUGUUGUUAUCAUCUGGAUUUUACUGAAUACUUUUGAUUCCAUCUUGUACCUGUUUGGCCAGGGAGCAAAAAAUACCUUUGUUAUAUAACUCUUGAUGUAACAAAAUCUUUGUCUUAUGAUGAAGAUACAUAAAUAUUUGAAGAGUUUGGCCUGACAUGACCUCUUGUAUGAACCAGAUAUAAGCAGGAACACUUUCUCAGGGAACAUUUACCAAGGAAAGUGAUGUCGACAAAGAGGUUGUUGUUUUAAUCCUAAUUAAAUAUAAUUAAUAAUAUUAAUCAAAUAAAAAUAUUGUUCCAGUAUACUGACAUAGGUUUGUAAAAACAGAGUCCAGCCCCUGUCCAUCAUAUGAGCUGGUAAAUAGCCUCCCUGGUUGUGCUGAUGCCAGUUAAAUAUGCUUGGCGCCCUGUUUUGUUUCGACUUUGUUGUCUUUGAAUGAGGAAGUGAGAAUCUGCUGCCCGGCUCACUUCCUGCAAAGGUGAAAAGUGUGGUGAGGGAAAUUUUCCAUCGGAGGGGAAUUUUGCCAUUUUUGAGGCUGUGUCGUGUUCCUGUAUUCUUUGGUGAAUGCUGGAACAGGACACAGGCUUGGUAAAUAAUUUUAGGUGAAGUUUGAAUAAACUGUUUCGGGAUCAUAAUGGAAGAAAACUUCAGCCUCUAGAUCAGCAGUUAUCAUUAUUUUUUUCUAUGUGACUGAAACAGCCAUUACAUUUCUUCAUUCAGUGCUACUAGACUGGAUAGUGACAGAAAUGGACUUGAAAGACUAAAACUGGUAAAUUAAGAGUUGACAACUUCCAGAUUAAGACGGACAGAGACUGAUUGAAUACCAUCCAACUGUGGUGGAAAGUAAAAUCUGUGUCUGUAAAUGUGCUCAGCUGAAAAAGCUGCUGACUUCACUCCUUUCUGGAGGAAAGUCAGCAACACACACAGACACACACAGACACACACACACACAUGGUCCUCCUUAUUCAGCAGAGCUGUGGUUUGGCCUCCCUCUCUGCAUCCAUCCUGUCUGUAUCAUGAUAUCAUGGUAUGUGUUAGACAGACUGCACGAGCUGAGCUUGUAAAAGCUCAUGUUGACACUAGAGAUUGUGGAUACCCGCCCGACUACUCUGCAGUCUGGAUUAUACUGAUCCAGCUGUGCUUUUCUGGAGCAGUGCUGUCAUGGACAGGAUUGUCCUGGAGUCUAAAGGUUAAACAGAGAGCUCAGGUUCAACUGAUCACAAUAAAAAAAAAAAAAAAAAACCAACAGAGGGCGAGAGCUGACCUUUAAAGUUUUCAGGUAAAGAUCAGCAAUGACAGGAACUCAGGAGGAUAACUGAACAAGUGUUUAAAAACAGGUGAGACAUCUUUAAAGAUAAAACAAAAUGCUACACUGUGAGUCAACCCGAAUAAAUGCAAAUAAACAGAAUGAAAGGGAUUAAAAAGGGGGAGUUUUCAAGCAGAGACGUAAAUUACAGCAAAUAUAUAGAAGAAAAAGGAUAAAAGCAAUAAAGGACCAAAAAAAAAAGAGAUUAAAAAAGGACAUAUUUGUCUGUCAACUUUAACAGCAAAAAAUAAACACCAAGGCUCCUAAUGGAAGAGUGAAUACUUGGGACUAAAGAGGGUCAAAAUGUUUACAUCCAACUGUCUAUUUGUCCAGACAAAAUGACUUCAGUUUUCUUCUCCUGUGGUUCAGGAAGUUUAAGUUCAGCCAUGAUUUAAUAUCUUUCAGACAACUGAGCAAGGGCUGCAGUAACCCCUUACUUUUUAAUCUUCAAGCAAACAUUUGCACAUAAUCAGCAAAGCAGUGAAAUGAUAUGAUGUAUAAUAGGAAAACAGACCCCAGGGACAGCAGAGAGUGGGCCUAACCCAGAUCCUUGAGGGACACCAGAAGUAAGAGCGGCCAUACAAGAGAAAGAUGGCCCCUCUAAUCUGGGUCGAGAGGAUUUCCUGAUCAUCAGGAUCAUCAGCAGCCGGUAAAUCCAAAAGUACCAAAGUAUUGGCAUUUCCAGCAUCAACAGUUAAAAUUAGGUCAUGAAAAACUCCUCAGGUUCAGCUCUGUGAAAGACAAACGGACUAAAGAGACCUGACAUUUAGACAAAUGUGACGACAGAUUAAGAUCACCACUGAGCAAAGUGGAAAACGUAUGACUUCAUAACCUUCCCACAGUGGGCUGUUAUCAGAAGGUUGUAUUUGGUCAUCCUGCAGAUAUCAGACCAACACAGGAGGGGCAGAGCACUUCCUUCCACUUCAUGUCCUGAAGGUGGAGGUUCAGGUCCUGUGAUCUCUGUACAACUUUUGUACAACAGGUCCCUCUGUGUCAGAGUUUAAAUUCUCUGCUUUGUUUCUGUUCCCUUCUUUCCUUCGGUGUCUCUUACAGACACACAAGGUAACUUUUAGCAUUAACAUGAGGCACACUGGGUCUUUUUUUGCCAUCAAAUUUUGAUCAGGAUUUCAGAAGUUUAACAAAGUUGAGAACUCCAGAAAAAUACCAUGUAAAAAUGAGAGACCCAGGUGUCUCAUAGAGACAGAGUGAGGUCAUCUCCAUCUCUCUGCAGCUGUUUUUGUAGCAGCUGUCAGGCAAGAAACGCAGUCAGGCUUUGUUAACAAGUGGCAAGUAUCCAAGUACCUGAUAGACACUGAUACAGAGAAAAAGAAAAGUAUACACAUUAAAGAGGUUUCUAGUAUUUCCCAGUUUGAAUUGGUCAAUUUUCUUUUAUGUAUAUCAUAUCCGUCCCUUACAAAACCAUAAACCAAAAAUAAUAAAAGCUCAUCUUUGCUCUCUCUCCUCAGACCGAGUCCUGGAGAAAGCUUUGCACAAGUGCGUCUUGAAGCCCCUCAAACCGAUAGUGAGCGCCGCCCUGCAGGAGUUCCAGGUGCGCAGCGGGGAGUGGCAGGAGCUGAAGGAGAACCUGUCGCUGGCCAAGAUGAGGCAGCCGCAGGAAAUGGGCGUGGCUGACACGCUGCCCCCGGACCCUAUGGCCAUAGAGAAGAUUAAACACAAGUUCCACACUAUGAGUAAACUGUACUCUCCUGAGAAGAAGGUGUCCACGCUGCUGAGGGUCUGCAAACUCAUCUACACCAUCAUGGAGGACAACUCAGGUGAGUGAUGGAGCGACCCUAAACCGGUCAAACCUACUAUUUCAAAAUCCUAAAAUCAAGUAAAAACUUAAUAUUUGUUUUUUUAUCCCUAAAAUUUGUUUAACCCUAGUGGUUAUAAUUGUUAAUUUUAUAUAUUAGUUUAAAUUUAUCUACAAACUAUUCUGUCUUCCUCUUAGGUCGUCUUUACGGUGCUGAUGACUUCCUGCCCAUGCUGACUUAUGUGUUGGCUCAGUGCGACAUGCCCCAGCUGGACAAUGAGAUCCUUUACAUGAUGGAGCUGCUGGACCCCUCACUGCUCCACGGAGAAGGUCUGUUUACAUCAACAAGCUGACCUCAGUGUUUCACAGACACAAAGCUGAUGAGAUUUGUCGACUAAAUCUCAGUUUCUGUACGUUUCAAGGUGGUUACUACCUGACGAGUGCCUAUGGAGCCAUGUCUCUGAUCAGGAACUUCCAGGAGGAGCAGGCGGCCAGAGUGCUGAGCUCUGAAACCAGAGACACUCUGCACCAAUGGCACCGCAGACGCACCAUGCAGCGCUCUGCUCCGUCUAUUGAUGACUUUCAGGUAAGACAAUCAGCAAUCAGAGUUUAGACAUUGCCUUCAAUGUUUCUGUCCCUCUGAAGAUGUUUUUAGAAAAUAUCCUCUGAAAUGUUCACAAAUGAUAAAUGAUAUUUUGCACCUGCACAAGCACAAUUGGAUCAACAUUUUGAUUAUGUGUCAGAGUAUGAAAGAGGUCUCCAGUGACAUAUGUGUUUGGCAAAAUGAUGGAGCAGCUGAUGAGGACGAGGUCCUCAGCUCCAAGUAGAAUCAGAGGGAGAACACACAGGGAUUGCUUUAUUACACUGAAAUUUUGUCUUUAUAAUCAAGUUUAAAGUGCUAUAAAAUGUAAAGUAGAUAAACUGAUAGUGUAUCGUGCACUGAAUUCAUUUGUAGUGUACUUUCACUUGAGGUUGCUGAACCACAGCACUUAACCAAAGAGAGAAAAGGAAACUAACUUUUACACCCUUGUAUGCAUUUGGAAAUGAAACAGGGUUUCAGGAAGCAAAAAACAAAACUAACAAAGUUUUUUAAGAUUUCAUAUCAGUUUUUAUAUUAUGCUUUUGAAGACAUACUCUUGUGUAGUGUAGUUUGGUGGAUGAAAUCAGUGCUGAGAAGAGUUUAUGAGACUUUCUUGGAGUUUUUACAAAGUUGUUGACUCGAGUUUAGACUGAGAAGUUGAGCCGCAGUUUCUGAAAGUUCCUCUUCUCUGUCUUCCAGAACUACCUGAGGGUGGCUCUGCAGGAGCUGGACAGCGGCUGCACAGCUAAAACCCUACAGGUCCGGCCCUACGCCACUGUGGAAGAGGUGUGUCAGCUGUGCGCGCACAAGUUUAAAGUGUCCGACCCGGAGAACUACGGCCUGUUUCUGCUGAUGGAGGGCAGCAGCCAGCAGCUGGCGCCAGACACCCACCCUCAGAAGAUCAAAGCCGAGCUUCACAGCCGCUCACAGGCCACUCCCUUCCACUUUGUGUACCGCCGAGUGGCCAGCAGCAGCUCAUCAUCAUCAGCUCCCCCUGAUACCAGACCCAACCUGAACAACAACACUAUGACCUCUGCCCCUAAAGCCAACCUGAACGACCUGAGCACAGACCUGUCAGAGCCCUCUCUCCAGCCCGCUCUCAGCCUUGGCCUCAGCCCCUCUCUGAGCCUCAGCGUGCCGCCCAGCCACCUCAACGGGAACUCCAUAUCAGUGUGACUGUCAGUGGAAGUCUUCUAAAAGAGUGAACAGAGUCUUUGUCUCCCUACUGUGACUCUAUCUCCCAUUUUCUCCGACAAACACGCUCCUAUUAGACCUUAAAGGGCCUGCGUGUUGACAGGGCUCCUCUGAGCUGACCGCUGUGUCGUGCCAGUCUUUACAAAGCCUGACUUCUCCUUUUUGGAUGACACGCCUGUCUCAGUCAACAUCCCCUCGCUGGAAUGUUUUGUCUGACAGACACGCGUGAAAGAGGAAAAGAAGAAAAGAGGGAAGGAAGUGAGAGAGAUGGAGUUUGUUUUUUUCCUCCCCCUGGCUCUAGAUUUGGUAUCAGAGCGGCACUUUGCUGAAGACAGCUCUCUAAAUCUGAACAAUUGGUUCAAAGAGCAACAUAGGGGUGAAAGUAGUGUAAAAUUGACCUGAACACUAACAGGUGUUCAAAGUCCUGCCUUAAUCCUGGUGUCAAGGUGCUGAUUCAGGGUCAGCUGUUCUUGAUGUUACCGUGAGGGUACAUAAUCUCAUCAGAGACGUGUUGUUAAACUAAUCUUUGAUCAGUCAUGUAACAUAUACUGCAGAUAGUUUAUGUAGGUGAUAGGUUGAACUAAGAUUGAACUGUUACAGUUGCUGGUAAACUGUAUUUUUAUAUUGUGUGUCUUUUGAAACUGUUAAUCCUUCAGAUGGUGAACGUGUUUUUAGAGGUUUUAGUGACACCCAGUGGAGACCGGUGCAAAUAACCAUUUGUUAUUUUCCGUUGAGUUUUAUUUAAAGCCUACUACAAGAAGUUUUAUGCUUAAAAAAAGAAGAGGAAGUUUGAUUUAGGAAAACAUGUGUAAAAACAUAACUAAAAAAAGCUGCAGUUAUGUUUUUAAAAAAAAGAAACUGCAUCUAAAUUUCUGUAAGUUUUAACCCAUAGUCACAGGUGAGUGUUCGAUACCAGCACUUUUAGCGAAAUCUUUGUGAGAGAGACCGGUUUUCUCUUGUACAGUGAGUCACAGCUGCCUUCAGAGACACUAUCUUCCCGCUGCCUUACUCUCCUCGAUGGCCAGUACGACUACGACAAUCCAAUCCCCUAUGAGGAGUGUCAAAAAGCAAAUAUCUCUGUAAUUUAAAAAAAAAUGGGAAAAAAGUAGUUCCAAGAAGAAGAGAAGAUUUGACCUCUUUUUAUUCUCCAUUGCUGGAGCCAAGAUGAACCUCCUUUCAUGUCUGUCUUCACAUCAGAAGAUGAUGGAAACAUUAGAGUCUACCUUAAAUCUGUGCCUCAGUGGCUUUUCUGUUCUUCUUUUUAUGUGCAGAAUUUUCUAUGCAGUCAGUCGCAUAUUUGCAGGUAAAACCCAACAUUAACAAUCAAAGACACAGCAUAAAACACUGCCUUUUUAUAUGAUAAUCUCAAGGAUUAACAUUUCAAAAUAUGUAAAAAUAAAUAUUGCUAUUGCAUGUAGUUUUGUGUUUAGAAACAGGCAUUUUUGCCAGUGUUUAGUGCUGUAACAUUCAUUUAUGUAUUUACUGAUUAUCCUGGUGAUUUGACAGAUACUGUUUCUUACCUGACACAUGUUUCUUGUUAUGGGUGCCUUUUCCAUUCUGGUUGAUAAUAAGAGGCCGAUGAACAAAUGUGGAUGGCUGCCAUGUAAUAAUGAUAGACAACUCUCUUUACUACUGACAAAUGAUAAGGGUUUAUAUCAAGGUAAAAGAAUUAUAUGUUCAUCUAUAAGCAGAUUUUGUGGACCUAAAGCUGGUCUGAGGUCACACACACAAACAAACACACAAACACACACACACACAGAGUGAAACAUGCUGUAAGGCUCUUAGAGAUGAUUUGGAAGACAAAGGUAUGUGAGGCCCCAGUUCAGAAGAGAUGAAAUGUUUUUGAGACAUGCUCACUCAGCUGCACCAGUGUUGGUGUAAAAAAAGAAAAUACUUGAAAUUUUCUAAUGAAUUUUAUAAGGUGUCAGUAGUUUCAAAAUUGAAUUGAUAUGCAGUUGAAUCAAUGAGCAUCUUUGUUUGUAGCACUCUAUUCAUUCCUCUUUUACAGAGAUGUGAGAUGUACAUGUGUGAGAUUUGGUUAAAGGAAAGGAAAGUGAAAGUUUUGCGACUCUGAGUGGAUUUCCAGUAUUUAAAGCUCUUGUGAGUUUUGGCGCCCCCUGUGGACAAAGCAGUCUGCUCUUCCUGUCAUUGAUUGAGGAUAUUUUAUCUCUAAAUUGUCAAAACAGGACUGCUCAGCCGACAUCUGCCCCCUCACAACAGUUUCAGGCAUAAAAAAUUAGGAUAUGUACAUAAUAACUAUUGUUGUUAAUGGUCUUGUUUGCUUUUAGAUGUUAUAAGAAGGCAUUAAUAUGAAUUACUGUUUAUUUCAUAACUGUCAAAAACAUCUUCACAGAAGCCUUAAAAAUAAAUGCCUUUGUACAUGUUUUGUCCAAAUGACUACAGGGUGUGAAGGUUUUGGAAAUGUUGAAAAAGUUAGCAGAUGUGAGACAUACUGCAGUAGCGCCAACACAUUCAUCAGAGCCUUUGAAGCAGAAAUCAAUGUGUCAUUGCGAGGAUUUUUUAAAUCUGGAAAUGAUCUAAGGAACUUUAUUUGACCUGUUUUAUUUUACGGGUCUGUCUCAUACUGGUUUAGAAAGAUAGACCCCCAUAAGUAAGACCAAGGUCCUAAAUACUGGAAAUCCCCUUUGAGAUUUUGGAAGAUUUGAGUGGCAUUAAGGUGAUAGAUCAGCUGUGUGUAAACAGUAUGUAGUUUAUGAUGUGUUUCUCUGAGGGCCAAGUAUUCAAAGCUUGAAUCAACUCGUGGUGUGAUGUUAUCAGUAAUCUAACUUUUUUUUUUUUUUUUUUUUUAGCAAAGUGAGUAUUUAUGUGUCUGUGCGGGGAUUUUUCACAGAUGGCUUUUCCAUGUCUAAAAUAUUCUAUUAUGGUUUCAUGAAUAUCAACUGCAUCCAGGAAAUAUCUUCCUGUUUAUUCUCUGUUGUUAUAAAUAUUCUUUUGCACUUAAUAAAUGUUGGAAAAGAA
Messenger RNA from Xyrichtys novacula (pearly razorfish), 57649 nucleotides. The record is from the annotation of a GenBank genome assembly. NCBI's taxonomy places the organism in Eukaryota, Metazoa, Chordata, Actinopteri, Labriformes, Labridae.